AGUGAAACUAGUCAUUCCAAAUGUCGAAAUUAGGCAUCUGGAGGGUGAUAGUUUACUGUUCAGCCUUUAUGUAUUUUUACUAGUCUGUUAAAAAUAUUGGUGCUGUAUUUCAUUUAUUAGGAUAUUUAUAGCUUGAGGUACGUAUACAGAAUACGUAGGCCUAUAUAUAUUUAAUUUUUUACAAUGUUAUUAAUUAAGACGAUGAACUCAACUCUUAUAUUCUAGGCAGGCCUUGCCUUGCAUUUUGCUGCCUUGCUGUUGCUAGCCUGCUAGCUCACACUAGCUGAGAUUGAGAUUGAGAUGGUUUAGACUGAUAAAAUAGUGAAGUGAUGUAGUGUAAGUGUAAAAAAAAAAAUGUAGAAGUGAGUGAUAUAGUAGGCCGAUGCUACUAAUAAUUACUCCGGUCCAUUACUCCUUUAACUUUAAGUAGUACUAGUUUUUAGUACAGUUCACGUCUUGUUCUUAGUUCUUAAAUCUUUCUUACCCAUCACUAACUAUCUCACUGUUAAUCAGUCUUGUUUUAAAUCUUUUUAAGUUCAUUUAAAUUUAUUAAUUGAGUUUAACUUAAGACUUAAGAACCCAGUACUCAGUGACUGCUCUUAGUUACCUACUCUUAUGUCUUUUUAGGGAACGGGAAGCCUUCUCAUGACUCAUAACGUUUUAAUGUUAAUGAGUUAAUGACAAUGUUAUUAAAUAUUAUAGAGAGUCUACUCUUCUUUCACUUUGUGUUCACUAUUUUUUUUUUUUUUUAGAAUAGUAUUUUGAUUUAAUCUUGUUUUGGUAAAUGAAAAUGUAAUGGAGACAUUCUCAGACAUGCCAUAUUUUUUUUCCAUGACUGCCAUCUUGGUUGACAAGACCCGUGAAUUCAGCGGAUGCAUAAUUUUACUUGAUGAUGGCCGCUAUCCCUAAGUCUAAGUCUAACCUGAACCCUAAAUCUAUCCCUAAACCUAACCUGAAGCCAUUCACGGCUUGUCACAGAAAUGUACCAUGCAAAGCCGGCUGUUUUUUUUUGCCCGUGCAACCAGUGUUGGGGUACCUACCUGAACCCUAAAUCUAUCCCUAAAUCUAACCUAAACCCUAAAUAUAUCCCUUAACCUAACCUGAACCCUAAAUCUAUCCCUAAACCUAACCUGAACUAGGUACUUUGACACAAAAUUUAAAUAUUGUCUGAUUGCCAUGAAUCAUGAAUCAAUGAUACAUCAUUUUAAAGGGCUAGCUAUAAGCUUUAUAACAACACCAAUGUCCUCUUUCUAUUUUCUAUAUUUUAUAGAAGUGGAGUUAUGAUUUUGUGGGUGAUUUUUUACAACCCCCUUCUUUAUCUUUGAUUUAACUGAAAAAAGUGUGAACUUCUCUCCAAAUUUCUUACUUAUUUUGCCCAAAACAUUUUUAUUUUAAAAGAUAAUGCUACCAAAUUUUCAGGAGACAUUCUCAAACUCAAUGCAAUAUACAAGACAAUAAACAACAAAACUUUUAUAUAACAUCAAGACUUUUAUUUUUUUAUAUAUUUAUUUGAGGGUAUGUUAAAGACAUUAACAGAAAAUUAGGAAAAAUUAACAUUUGUAAAGGAAAAAACAAAAAAAUAAAAUGUUCAUUGUAUUUUAAUGAAUUAUAUGCUUGCGAUACAUUUUAAACCAAUUCCUAUAUUUAUGAAAGGUAAGUAGAAGUCUUUUUUGUUACAAUGAAUUUGAAUGGAUAAGAUUAUAAAUAAAAACUACUUAUAUCAUCAAUAAGACUAAUACGAGCCUACCAGCACCGGGGUAUGUGAUUAAAUUUUAAAAGGUAAUGGGGAUGUUCUUCCUGUCAUUUAUAUAUUUAGACUGCUCUUCAAACUGCUUGCCGCUUGGACUUGUUGAUAAAUCCAUGAUCUCUCUUUCAUAUACUUUGUCUUUGUCCAAACAUGCUUACUUGUCGAUGGAAGGACUUCUUUAAUAGAAAAUUAAAAUUUUCUCCGAUGUCUGAAUGAAACCUAGAAAUAACAUCUAAUCAUAUCCUGAAUCUACACAAUUUCUUAUUGCUUUAUAAUGUUAUUCAAUUUUUUUGUUUAGUAAAACUAAUUUCUUUUACUUUUAUUACAUUAUAAAUAUUACAUAUUUUCCUAUGUAAACUGUUUUUGUAUGCCUUAAAAAAAUAAUUGCUAAGAUGAAGUUUGUUUAUUUGAUGUUUUUAAUUUAUAAGUGAAUGCCUUAUUAAUGUUUUUAAAAUAAUAACUUAAAUUAGGCCUGUAACUGUAAGAGUAAAUGCAGUUGUUGCAAUGGAAUAGUAUUAUUAGUUUAUAAGUAAUAUUAGUAUUGGUAUUAAUUAUUAUUAUUAGGCUUAGGCCUAUUAAAAUAUACACUAUGAUAUAUUCUCUUAUAGGAGUAAUGUCACUUAUGAGAGAAUAACAUUUAUUAUUAAGAUUAUUUAACUAUUAUUGAUUCAAUAAAGAAUAACGGCUAAAAUGUUUAGGCAUUCUCUCAUAAAAUUUCUAAACUUAAAUUGAUAUUAUACAUAUUAUUGUACCGGUAUAAUAGUUUUAUGUAAAUCAAGGGACAAAACUGGUCAGAAAUUCAACAGACUACACAAACUAAAAUGAAUAAAAACUCUUUUAUUUACUGGUUUGUAAUAAUUUCUAAUAAUAUUGUAAAACUGUUCCCCAUUAAUUAACUGAUAAGUGUUCCACAGAUUUUUUAAGAUGUACAUUAAUAGUCAUCUUUUUCAUAUCUUCAUAUUAAAAUAUUAAUGAUGAGAGCCAUUUCCGACACCCCAAUUUUUUCAGGGGGGAUUAUUGGUGAAAAACUCUACACUUUUUUCAGCUAUUGCUAUUAUUAAUGAAAUAAAUUUAUUCCUCUUUGUUAAAAAUUGAAGCUCUUGUGCGGUAAACCUCUAUGCUUUUGCGAGUUUGCGUUAAAAAGUAAUACUACGAAGUGCAUAUCGAUCCAUCAAAAUAAAUCCUUUGCCACUUACAAAAUUCACAAUGCUGACAAAAAUAAUAAUAAUAAAGUUUAUUUGAAAAACACGCUUUAUCCCCAAAAGCUUGAAGCGGGGUACAAAAUCAACCAUAUUAUAAAGAGAAAUAAAAACAAUCUGAAAUUUACCACAUUUAAAAAACAGACGCAACAAUAUAACACUACAUACGAGCAUACCAAGUCAAAGUCUUUCAUCCCGUUUCAACCAUAAGCAACACAGGCCAAUAUACAUUAACUGAAAAAGAUGGUAGAUAGUAGAUAGCAUCACCCCAGAAGGUGUUUGCGAAAUAGAUGUGUUUUUAAAUCGGUUUUAGAGGACUCCAGUGUCUGGCUGUUUCUGAGAGCGACUGGAAGGGUGUUCCAAAUUGUUGGGCCGGCAAAUGCAAAAGUGCGCUUUCCGUAAGUCUCAAGGCGAACACACAGUAUUGAUAUUAUGUCACUAUCGGAUAAGAGGAGCUCUCUAGUGGGUACAUAAGGCGUCAUAAGUACUUUGAGAUAAGAUGGCGCCAGGUCAUGUAAGCAGCAAUAGCACAAAGUUGCAAUUUUGUACUCUAUGCUAGCGUGGACCGGCAGCCAGUGAAACUCUCUCAGAAGUGUUUUAGCAUGGUCGAAUUUGCGUUUGCAAAGAACAAUGCGAGCCGCAUUAUUCUGUGCUCUUUGAAUUUUAUCCAGGCGCGUAGCUGGAAGACCCACCAUGAGAGCAUUGCAGUAGUCCAUAUGUGAUAACACAAAUGCAGCCAUCAGCCUCUUUGAUGCAUCUAACGUUAAGAAAGGUCUGAUAUGACUAAUCCUGCGCAGCUCUAGGAAAACUGCCUUGCAAAGCAUGUUAAUAUGAUUUUCCAUAGUAAGUAUUCUGUCUAAAUAGACACCCAGGUAUCUCACUGUAUGAGCAAACUUAAUCUGCAUACCUGAGAGAGUAAGUGAUGCUGUGUUUUUUACAGAUUUUUUUUUCUGAGCAGUGGCAAUAAGGAUCAGCUCGGUCUUUUCAUCAUUCAAUUUGAGCUUGUUUAUGGUCAUCCAGUGCUUAACUGACUCCACUGUCUUCUGUGUUGUACUAAGAAGUUGAGGAAACUGAGAGGGGAUCACGGAUUGAUGAAGUUGUGUAUCGUCCGUGAACAUGUGAUACAGCAUGUCAAAUUGCUUGAUCACUGCAACCCAGUGGCUGAACGUACAUAGUGAAAAGCAUCAGACCGAGCCCUGGGGUACACCGAAUUCAAUUAUAGAUUGCUUCAAGGUCAAGCUGUUUGAUAUCGCAGUGUUUGGAAAAAUAUGUGCUCUACGUCACUGAUGACAAAAUAGUUUAUUAUUAGAAAUCUGUGACGUAAAACACAAAAAAAUGAGAUAAUCACAGAGUCAAAUGUUAAAAUGGCUGCACAAGUUUUUAGCGUUACUUUUUGGUAUGCGCAAAACCGCGUGAGGGUGAGACUUUCGGAGACCCUACCUGAACCCUAAAUCUAUCCCUAAACCUAACCUGAGCCCUAAAAGUAUGCCUAAACCUAACCUGAACCCUAAAUCUAUCCUUAAACCUAAUCUAAACCCUAAAUGUAUCCCUUAACCUAACCUAAACCAAAAAUGUAUCCCUAAAUGCCUAAAUAUAACCUGAACCCUAAAUGUAUCCCUAAACCUAACCUGAACCCUAAUUCUUUCACUAAACCUAAUCUGAACCCUAAAACUAGCCCUCAAGUAAAAAAACACAUGUGCGGCUGCAGUUGCUAGGGACCUCGGUAUGGCCCGGAAAUACCAGAAAAACUGGUAUCAUGAUUUCGUUGUCAAAAUGAUGACCUCCAGAUUUUAAUUUACCGAGGGUAAUGUUGUUUGGAAUUUUUUUUACUGAAGUUAGUUUUGUUAGUUAAUUCUAAUUCCGCCAUCAACUUAAAGCAGACAUGUUUGUUGUUCAUUUGACACUUUUCUUUUAGAAAAAAUGUGAUGGUUUGACUUUGAAAAUUGAAUGUAAAUAAUAGCUAAAGUCACUCCUUCAUAUUUUUUGUGUGGAAAGCACAUUUAAAAAAAAACCACACUUUUAGAUGAAUUUAUAAAUUACAACAUAUCCAAAAUUCGUGAGGCUAGAGCGAACAUUGGUAAGAUAUCUUCAUACAAAUUUUUUGUCACUUGUGUCCCAAAAUUACCUAUUGUCGAUAAUUGACUUUUUAAAACAAAAUGACUUGAUGUACUUUAGAAAUCCAGCAGAUUAGUCAAUAAUAAUUCAUUUUAAAACAAAUAAACAUAAUUGAAUAGCACCAAUACUUAUUUGUCAUAUGAUCUGCUGCUUUUUAGGGAAUUAAUUGGGGAAUGUGAUUAAAAUUACAACUUAGACAAUCAAUUAUAAAGUAAAUUAUAAAAUUAUAGUAAUUUUAUUAUUAUUAUAUAUUACUAUAUAUGUAUAUAUUAUAAAAUCAUAGUAUUAUUAUUAUAUAUUUAUAUAUGUGUGUGAGUCUCCUGUGAGCCUAGCAUAGCUAGCCUCAUUCCAACUUAUUAUUGUAGGACCUAUGACAUAUUUUUGUAAUGAUAUUUUUUAUUUUAAAAAAAGAAAGAUUAAAAAAAAGAAAUUCUCUUACCUUUGAUGUUGAAAUAUCCUAUAUUCACUCACAAAUCACAAUAUUUCACAUGAUAAAUAUCAUAUAAUCCUCAGUAAUCUUAAAGAAAUAACACACUUUCUGCCACAAUAAUCCAAGAAUUACUUAAGGUAUUUCUAAAGAACAGUCAUAAAAACUUAUACUUACCUCAAGUAAAUUACUAGAACUUAAUUUAUUUUCAAUCAACUGCCAAAGUUAACUAUAUCAAUACAUGAUGAUUUGUGAAACACCUUUACUAACUUAAAAUAAAUGACAUACUAUUUUUUGGUUAUAUUUAGACAUUCAUAUGAUAAGGGACUAAAAUGCAUAUAUAGAAAAUGGUAAAAUAAAAAGUGUAAUCGUCAGUUUUAACUAAAUGAAACAAAUAAUACCUUUAUUAUUUGUUUAUGCUUAUAAAUGUUAAACAAUUCCACAGAAAAUUUGAAAUUAAUAUCUAAAGAAUAUUUUUAUUAUUAUGAUUUUUGGGAAAUUAAAAAUAAAUAUUUAAACAAAAUUAAUUAAUUGAAUUCAAAUGAGGGACGAGUCAGCAUAUUUAUACAUUUUUUAAUGGGAAAAUAAUACAUUUUUUUCCCUAAAUUUUUGCGUCAUAUUAACAAAAAAUAACUUAUAUUUUGUGGCUUUAUUUAGAAGUACUCUUAUUUAACUAUGUUCCCUGUAAGUCUUAUAUUUUUGUCUCAUUUUAGAAUAAAGUUAUAGGCAUUAAAAAAAAAAGCUAGUUAAGGGUCAGGAAAUGUGGAGGAAAAUCCCAUAGUAAAAAAGUGCCUUUGAGGUCCCUACUAAAAAAUUCAUAACUUUUGAACCACUUGAGCUAGAAAGUUGAUCUUGGUGUUUUUGUAAUCUAUUCUCCAGGCUCUAUACAGCUGUAGUAUCUUUGUAUUUUUAAAAAAAUGUUUUGAAAUUUUAAUCAAAUUGCCUACAGUUGCACAAUGUGGAAAGAAAACUAAAGAAGUGAAGAAAAACAAUACAAAAAUAAUUGUAAAAUAAAUAAAUAAUGAAAAGAUGCCAUCGGCGUAUGAAUACUAAUACAUCAAAAAUAAUUUUCUAAAAAUAAACAAAGGGAAGUGACUCCCACACUGCAAAUUAAAUAAUCACGUUAAUCUUGUCAUUGCAUUAGCCUUUAUUUUUUGUUAUAGAGACCUAUACUAUAAAUUAUAUGCCAAUACAAAUAUUUCAAAUAAUAUGCUUUAAUUCUUAUUGUAGUAAAGGGAUGUAGUUUGUCAAUGAUGAGAUGUCCCUAAUUAAUUUUACGUGUUGAAGAAGGAUUUGUGAAAUAAAAAUAUUUUUGAUACUGAUAGAUGUGUUCCUGAGAUUAUGUAGUGUAGUAAGAAGAAACACAUUUUGGGCCAUGGGAAACGCCUGGAUCCGGUAAUCUACGUUUUUGUUUUUCCUUAAAUUUUUUGUUUUAAAUUUACAAUUUUUGCCUGUGUUUUGGUAGGUCAUGAAUAUUUAAUGAAAAUGUUUAUUGGUGAACAAAAAUGAACAUCUUUUCUGUGCAUGGUGCAAAAGAUAGACUUGCUAAUACUCAUUGCAUUAGAAUAUUGUGUUGAGUGUUAACUUACUUGACGUCUGAACUUUGUGAAACAUGAUUAUUGAAUAAUCAUUCCUAGACCAGGUGGGCAACCUUUUUACAAAGUAAAAUACACCACACAAUACUAUAUACAAAUCAGAAAAGUCUACUAUUAAAUAAGAUGAGAGUAAAUACUGCCGAAGGCAGCACCUCUGCUAGUUCUUACUAUUCUUAAUUAUUAUUAUUAUGGCAUCUUUCCGUCUUCGUGAGACGAUGGAGUAGCUAUAUAGUUCUACACUUUGACGAGUGGCUCACUAGGCCAAUCCUUGAAUGGCAAUCACGGCCGCAUCUCUCGCAGGAGAAUGUUGAAUUCCGGUAUAGAUUUUCUAAUUGUUAUUUUUUUAUUCAAGGGCCUCGUUUUGAGUAACUUCUGCCUUUUUCACUCCUCCAAACACUGCUGUAUGUCAGUAGGAGCGAUGUUCGGCAAUGAACUCCCAUUCGUUUGUUUCAAUAUUGGCUUCCCUCAUGCUUCGUUUGCAAACAUCAAUAAAUCUCAGGUCCGGUCGUCCACUAUGUCUUGUCCCCUCUGCCAACUCUCCAUACAGCAGAAUCUUUGGGAUACGUCCUUCCUCCAUUCUCCGUACAUGACCUAACAGCGAAGGCGUCUCUUGAUAAGAAAGGAGAAUAUGCUAAACAUGUGUGCACGUUCCAAGACCUCCACGUUAGGCACCCUGUCCUGCCAACGAAUGCGCAAAAUGCGACGCAGACAUGUUUGAUGGAAGCUGUUGAGUUUCCGCUCCUGACUGGUAUAUGUGGUCCACACUCCGCUACCAUAUAGGAGCGUGCUAAGCACGCAUGCCUGAUAGACACUUAUUUUUGUUUUAUCAGUUAGAUUGAGAUUAUUCCACACCCGCUUAUUCGGUUUAGCCAUAGUUGCUGCUGCUUUUGCAAUCCUGAUAUUGAUCUCUUCAUCAACGGAGAGAGAACUAGAAAUAUUGGAUCCCAGGUAUAUGAAAUGAUCAACAACCCAAAGAUUAUGACCCUCAAUAGAUAACCAACUUAUACUUUCAGUGGUCUCUUUUGUAUUCUCUAAAAUUCCCCCCACAAGAUUCCUGCUGCUCAAUUGAUUGUUAAAAAUUAUCUUAUUUCUAAAACACAAUUUUUUUUCUAUAUUAUUAUCAUUAUCAUUGUUACAGUUAAAAUUUAUAUCUUUUCAAGAGGGAUCUUCCCAAAAGAUCACAGUAUUUAAAUACUUAAUAUAUUUAUGUAAAAUGGUAUUAAUACUUUAAAAUAAAAUAAAGACUUACACUUAGUGAAAAAGGACAUUUAGAAGAGGAUACAAAAUGAAAGCUUUAAUAGAGAUACAACCAAAUAAAACAGGUACAUUAUAUAAUUAAUUAAAGGCAUCUUAGGUUGAGUGAGUUUUAGAUGUUGAGAGAAGAAGGAAAAUAAAAUAAGAGUUUUAAGAAGUGAAAAAAUACAAGGAAAGGAAGAUUGAUAGAAAGUGUAAAUUAGCAAACUUAGCAGAUUUAUUAGUCUGGAGACAGAUAUUGAAAGUUAAUUGAGAGAGAGUUAAUGAUGGCUAAAGAGUAAAGAAUAUUCUUUUCAACAUAAAGAUCAAAAGAAAAAUUAAACAAAUAAUAAGAGGGAUUACAUAUAAAAAUAGACUGCAAAAGGAAGAUAUAAUUAAUCAGGUAUUUUAACCUUCGGUCGGGCGCAUCUGAUCAGAUUGAUACAAGCCAAUCGUAUUUGUUUUGCACAUGUGAAUGAGUGAUAAGAGCAAGCUCUGCUUAUUAGUAGCUUAAUGUUUUCCUUUCCUUAGUAAGUCAAGACCGUUUAGUGUGCAGAAAAUGCCUUCAGAGCGCAAAUUUUGGCUGUUUUGAUACACCACGCUUUUGCAUGUUACUUUUUUGAAGUUUGACAAUUGUAAUAUUUCUUUCUCAGGUAAGUUAUUAUUUUCAUAUUUUUUAUAUAUUGAUGCAUUAUUGUAUUUUUAAAUAAUGUUUUUAAAUUUUAAAUAUCAAAUUGAUACAUUGCGCCCAAACAAGAUGUUUAUACUGAUCCUUAUAAUAUUUCAGGUUACUUCCGCUGUCUAACAUGAAGGGUGGUAGAAAAAGUUUGAUGUUAAGAAUCUCAAGCGAUACAGAGUGAAUUAAAAUAAUACUUUUUGAAGAUGAAGACGUAAAAGUUGAUUUUGAAGAUGAGGAGGUUGACAAAGAGAGCCAUGUGAAAUUAGUCAGAAAGAUUUGCAGUCAGAAGAAUUUGAGGAUGAUAUUGAUAAUAUAGAAAAUACUAUGGACACUUUUUAUUGGAAAAGACAGUGUUAUUUAGACGAUGUGUUUAAGUCAUAUUUCCCCCGUGCUGUGAACUCUAGCAGACGCUGCGUUAGUAUUGGGCGUGGCCUAUUCCCUUUGAUCUUGUUUACCACAAACCAAUCUAUCGCCUGUUUUCUUGACUCAGUGCGGUAGAAAAUGGUAGUAAAUUGUAGAAUGUUCGAGUCACUAAUACAAUGUGUAAUACGCCUGGAAUUUUCUGUAGAGCAGACUUUAAAAAGCAGAGAGAGCAUUAUUUUUUGAGGACGAUAAGAUUUUUUCUUUACGGGACGACAGGCUGGCAUUGAUUUUUAGAGUGUGUUAUUCUUGAUAGAGCUGUGUUUACUUAUAUGUGUGAAUUCCUUUCAUCGUUGUACCUUUGUUUGGCACAUUGUAAUUUUCAUCCACUUUUGUACCGGUACAAGAAACACAAUCUGUAAGUUUCUGUAAGUUAAUGAAAGUAAGUAUAUUUUUUAUUUUGGAAUUUGUUAGUAACUUAAUAAAACUUAUUAAUUGCAGUUAGCACUGUUUUGAGUGUCGUAUUCUCUGUUAUUGUUUUUAUCAUUUAGCAUCGUCUUGUUAUGCACUGUUUUGGAACGAGCCUUACAUGUAAAUAUGAGAUUAAUUUCUCCCUACGGAUAGCGGUGCAUAACAACAGAGAAACAAAAUUGAUAAGAAUCAGCCUUUAAACAGAGUGUGUUUGAGAAUUAGCAAUUUAAUUAGAGAACUUUAGGAAUUAUAGGCCCUGCAAAUAUGGCAUGAUGCUUGAAUGUCUUGAGUUGCUGUUCAAUGAUGAUUAUUUUGUACUAUACAAAUCAAUGUAUAAAAAGCAUCAAGACACAAACUUUCAUUAAGAGAGACAAGCAUGACCAAUUGUACAAUUGUAGGGAGAAAUUUACAUCAUUGGCCAAUGGUAAAAUUUCGUGCAUGAUAAACACCCACAUUAUUCAUUGUAGAAAUUUUCAAAAUAUUGUUAGAAGAAAAGUGUUUUAAAGAAAUUAAUCAAUGAAUAAGUGCUGCCUCAACUUAAUUUAAUUAGUACAAGUUCAGUUUGUAAACUUAAAUUGGAUGUCCAUCUGAUGUCUUUGCUUCUUCUUGGCUGUCUUUUUAUUUCAUUUUUUUUCCAGAAUUAUGUGGCCAUUAUUAAAUGACAAGAAAAUAUUAAUUUCAAUUAUACAUGUGUGGUAUUUUUCUCACUUACUUUUCCAUUUUAUAUUAUUUGUUGAUCAUCUUAUCUAAAAAUAAAUUAUUUUACCAUAUUCCAAUAAAAUAAACAAAUUUAACCAGUCACUCAUUAGUGAUAUCAAUUUGAUACACCGCACCCCGUCUCAUGAAAAAAAGUGCACCCGCCGGAAGGUUAAGCUUCUAGUCCGCAGUUUGCCUUGAAGCUAUUUCCUGCAGCUGGCCAAGUGAUUUGCGUCACAAAAAGAAAUAAAAUACAGGCCGUUUUAAUGAUUUAUGUAUGUAUGUUGCAACCUUUAGGCCAUCAAAGUUGUUCUCAAUCUAUUCUGGAUAUCUGAGACAUUUGAUUUCAAUUUCAAAAGCAGCUUUAAGAAAAAUAGAAAUAACGAGUACAGCAAUGAAUAUGACAAUAAUUAAUGGUAGAAGAAAAAAUACAACUAGUAGGCUACAAAGCAAGUAAAUAAUAUGUAUGACACUUCAGUGCAGCUGUUUUUUUUAAAGUUACAUAACAUGGCCAUUAGGAAAUGUGGGUCAGGAUUUUUCUUUAGUUCUAGUGUUCCAAAAUUGGGUUAUGCAUUUGUAUAUCGUGUAAUGAGAUUUUCACCAUCAGCAUUGUGCACACAAUUAAUGUUAGUGUAACAGUUUGAGAAAGUUUUAUUCAGCCGUAUUUUCAUUCAACUGCUUAAUAUUUACCUAGAAAUGUGAAUUCUAGAUACUAUAUUUUUUAAAAAUCAUUAAAUUAAUUUCUUGUAUAACUAAUUAUAACUUUAAAAUAAAGAAAACUUUUUGGGAUAUGAUGAUAUUUCAGCUAAAUCCAAAAUGAUAAUGAAAUGAUGUCUAAAUUUUCAAAAUGUAUUUUGUUUAUUUUAUUUGCGAAGAUUUGAUUUAAAAAAAAUAAACAGCAACCUUUUAGAAUGCCUACCAUUAUAGUGUGUUCUUUUUAUUUCAGCUAUGCAUCAGGCCAAUAUCUUUGGAAUGGUCAAAUAAUGACUUGAAAGUACGUUAGCUAAUUUACUCACCAUGAAUGGUUUGACUACAGGUAAAUAUGUGCCGAAUAGCCCUAUCUUCACUGAACCUUUCAGUAGCAGGUAUACUGUACAGGAAGAUAUUGGCAGGUAAGAUGUACCAGAAUAUUUUUAGUAACAAAAACUGUAAACUCUAACUUAUGGGGUUCCUAAUAUAAAACUUUCUAAGAUUCACUGAUUUGAAUAUUCAAAAAUGUAUUUCAACUGUUCACCAGUGUAAUGCUUAAUAUGUCUCUACCCUAUUUGAAUUACAUGAAAUUUGGAAUUAUAGUGGCUUUUCUUUGGGUAAUGAGUAUAGAGCAGGGGUGGUCAACCUUUUUGUGCUAAGAGUCACAUAGAAAUUAGUUUGUUUUUGACAAGUGGCUUUAUCAAUUUUAAGGGAUUCGAGUUAUCAUUUUUUAUGUGAAUUAAACGUCAAUUUUUUGUGAAUGAACGAGCAAUAAAUGUGUUCAUUAAGUAAAUAAAUUCUGGAUAAAUUCAUAUCUCAAGAAGUAUUUAACUGAAAAUAAAAAUAAUAACACAUAAUCGUGCAGAAUUGAAUAAACUUUAAUCUGAUAUUAAAGGUUAGUGCAAAAUCGAAAAAUGGCUUUUUGUCAUUUUUCUCUGUGUAUCUCCUCCCCUUAAGAUAAUAAAUGAACACAAUUUUAAUAAAUUGAAACUAAUUAAUAAUUAUAAUGAGAUAACUGAUCAAUAGCUACUAAACAUUAACCUAGCUCCUGAAAUGUUUUACGAGCCACAAUAAAUGUUUCAGCGGGCCCCUGCCUGUAGGUUGCCCAUCCCUGGUGUAGAAGAUGUAUCUAAAAGAAACUAAUAUCAUAAUUUUGAAGAAAAGUUUGAGUUUUAAUUUUUAUAAUAAAAUUGGUUACAGUCAAAGUCAAAGCAAAAUAAAAUUACAUCCUUCCUGGCUCUUGCUUUGUUCUUAGAAGACUAUGAUAUGAUUUAUUUUAAUGAAAUCAAACAAUCUUUGCAUUUUGAAGAAUACUUUCCCGACUUAAACAUUAAAAAUGUUUGGCAGUGUUGCUGUCAUAGGGGUACCACAAUAGCAGAGUGUCACCAGGCAGAGCAAGGUGCCAUCAGAGUAAAUUUCAAACAGAACAUGUUGUUGCUGGAUCAGGGGGGCCAUUAGAACAGUUUGCCACCAGAAAAUGGUGUCAUUGGGAAGAGCAGGGUUUCAUUAGCGUACAUUACAGAGCAAGGUGCCACCAGGGCAUUGUGCCAUCAGAACAUGGUGUUACAAGAACGGGUUGCCACCAGCAAAUGUUGCUACCAGAUAGCAGGGUGCCACCUGAGUAGGUUCCAAAGAGAAUAAUUUGUCAACUCAGCAGUAUUCCACCAGAUCAGGGUGCCACCAGAGUUUAGUGUCACCAGAGUAGACAGGCUCAGAGGUUGGUGAGGAAGUCUGGAGGUGGGGGGGGGGGAAGAAAUGGCAGGGGAACAGUCAAAGACUCUGAACUCACUUGACAGUAAACAAAACAAGUGGGUGGUGCUUGAGUCUAUUGGUGAAUUUUCUUAACGCUCCAGGGUAACCUCAUAUUCUAUGUUUCCAUCUUAUGUCUUUUGUUCCGUUAGGACUUAAUUUACAAAUAAUGAUAUAAGUAAUUCUGUAUGAUCUGGUUUGGUUAAGAAUUCUCAGGGGAAGUGGGAUUCUGAAAAAAAGGGGAUGACACCAUGAGCCAACCGCACCGGGUGACACCAACCCUAGCGACGCCUCUGAACGUUAGGCAGAGCUAUUAUAAUUUUACUGUAUGCAGUCUGCAAGCCGCUCUGCUGCACAUUCCUUUAAGUCAGUUACAUGGUUCACCCCCGUCUUUUAUGGCAAAAAAAAAAGGAAGAGUUUCUUGUUUUUUUUUCGGCAUGGAUAACUUAUCAUAUCUGAACUUCUUUAAGGAUAGGGGUUUUAUUUUUUUUUUUCUUUUUUACUUUUUACAAUAUUGAAUAGGGACUUUACAUUCCUUUAAGUCAGUUACAUGGUUCCCCCCCGUCUUUUAUGGCAAAAAAAAAAAGGAAGAGUUUCUUGUUUUUUUUUCGGCAUGGAUAACUUAUCAUAUCUGAACUUCUUUAAGGAUAGGGGUUUUAUUUUUUUUUUUCGUUCUUAGCUCUUACAAUAUUGAAUAGGGACUUCAAUCUAUUAUUGCUGUUAUAUUUUAGUUAUCUUAAGUAAUAUAAUUGUAAUUAAUUAUUAAAUAUAAAUCAGGACAUAGCAUCAGCUAACCUAAGAGAAGACUUUCAAAUUUUGGGAAGGCUUAACUUACAAACAGGCUUGUCGUAUUUUAAUAUUUUAGACCUUUAUGUCAUGCUCUGCAGUCCUGCUAAAGACUAUGUUAUCCUUUGUUCCUUUGUGUAGAUGUCCACAUUCGUUAAAAGAUUUAUUACCCCCAGCAUGUACAAAUUGCAUAAUGACAUUGAAAUUAGGGUUUUCACAAGGUUUUGCUUAUAAAAUUGUCCUCAUUCUUGAAAUUAAUGAAACGUAUAUUUUUGUAAACCUUUCAUUCCCUAAUGGGAUCCAGUUUUCCGAUGUAUACAGGUAUCCGGAGAGAUCCUGAUCCUGGUUGGAUCCUGAUCCCAGAGGAAUCCUGAUACCGUCGGUAUUCCAAUCCCGGUGGGAUCCCGAUCCUUGUGGGUUCCCAUUCCCGGUGUGAUCCUGUUUCCCCAUGGGAUCACAAUCUCUGUGGGUUCCCGAUCUCUGUGAGAUCCCAUUUCCCCGGUGGGAUCCUCCUCUACGAUGGGAUCCUGUUUGCCAUAUUCGAUCCCGUUACUUGAUGGAAUCGCGUUACCAUUGGGUUCCAGUUUACUCGUUCGGCUUUAGGAUCCUGUUCCUCGUUGGGGUCAUAUUGCCAGUGGGAUUUUGUUCCCGGUAGGAUUAUAAAGGGUAAGUUCCAAGAAAAUCCCCAUGAAAGUAUAGAAAUCAAACUAAAUUAAUUUUCAAAAAGCUUUUAAAUCCCAUUUUAUAUCCCCAUAGAGCAAUAUAAAAUUUCUGAAACAUUCUAGAUUAAAAUAGUAUUCUCCUCGAAAUGUGUAAGAAUGAAUUUUCUAAGUAAUUAUUGUUCGAAUACUCAAAAUUAUACUGCUAAAUGCACUAAUAUAAAUAUAGUAAAAUUAAGUUGAAAGAGGGGCUCCCAUUCCAUAAUUAUACCGAAUUUGUUUUGCCUGAGAUGGGGGGCCCUACAAAAAUCAAUCAGAUAAAUUAAGAAUUUAAAAUUUGUCCUGUUAAAAUUUAUAAAAAAAAUGCCUUGGAAAUAGCGUUUGAAAAUUAUAGAACUUUCUGGAAAAUUUUAGAUUGUAUAUUAUUUGUUAUAAAUCCACCGCUAUAUCACAUUAGGGUACAAUAAAGGGUGUUGCUAUCCCAUUAGACCUAGCUAGAUCCAUCAAUUCACAUAGAACCUAUAGUGUUAUCUAAGUCUAUUGAUAUUUAUAUAGCUUAUAUAAGGAAAAAUAAUAUGGGGCCCCCGGCACCAGAGGAAUGGAUAUUACGAGCUCAGUACCCUUCUGUAUUUGAAUAUGGAUAAUAAAGUUCAUGUGUUCUAAGUUUGGUCAAGAUCCAUCCGUUCAUGUAGGAGUAGGAGUAUUUUUUUUUUAGUAAUUUAGGAAAAAAUGACAUUUUGGCCCCCCUGCUCCAAACGGAAUGUUAUAAAAAGUUCCUGUUAGGAUCCUGUUUCUUUAUGGGAUCAUGCUCAGUACGAUUUUGUUCGAAUAAGCUUACAUUUCUAUCGUAAUUAUUUCUCGAAUGCAAAAUAUUAUGCAACUAAAUUGUACUACUAUAACUAUAGAACAUUUAAAUUGAAAUAGGGGCCUGGUCCAUUUAAUACAGUACCGUUUUAGUCAUGUCUUAGAUGGGGGCAUUAUCUCUAUAUUGCAUUAAUAGACCUAACAAAGGCAUUCGACUUGGUAAGUCGGAGAGGCCUUUUCAGUAUCUUACAAAGAAUAAGUUGUUCCCCACGACUGCUCACAAUCAUACUGUCAUUUCACAAAAACAUGCAUCGUGCAGUAACCUUUAAUGGUGCUGUCUCUGGGGAUUCCCGUCAGCAUCGGGGUAAAUCAGGGUUUUGUACUGGCACCAACGCUCUUCUCCAUUUUCUUUUCGAUGCUCCUUCAAUUUGCCUAGGGACUGUGAAGAUGGAGUGUACAUCCACCCAAGAUCUGAUGGUAGGCUUUUCAAUGUCACCCAAUUUCGUGCAAAGACCAAAUUAAAAAAGGUGCUGAUUCGCGAACUACUGUUCGCUGACGAUGCCGCCUUAUCAUCUCACACAGAAGAAGGUCUUCAGGGGCUGGUUAAUCGUCUAUCAUACGCUUGUAAAGAGUUUGGACUGUCAAUUAGUCUACAGAAAACGCAUGUAAUGAUGCAAGAAGCACCGUCCUCUCCAAUCAUAUCUAUUGAGGGCCAUAAUCUUUCGGUUGUUAAGCAUUUCACAUACCUGGGAUCCAAUAUUUCUAGUUCUCUCUCCGUUGAUGAAGAGAUAAAUACCAGGAUCGCAAAAGCAGCAGCAACUAUGGCUAAACUUAAUAAGAGGGUGUGGAAUAAUAUCAAUCGUACUGAAAAAACAAAAGUAAGCGUCUAUCAGGCAUGUUGCUUAAGAUGCUCCUAUGUGGCAGCAAAGUGUGGACCACAUAUACCAGUCAGGAGAGCAAACUCAACAGCUUCCAUCAAAGAUGUCUGCGUCACAUUUUACGCAUUCGAUGGCAGGACAAGGUGCCUAACAUGGAGGUCUUGGAACGUGCACAAAUGUUAAGAAUAUUCUCCUUUCUUAGCAAGAGGUGUCUUCGCUGGUUAGGUCAUGUAGUAAUAAUACUGGAGGAAGGCUGUAUCCCAAAGCUGCUGCUGUAUGGAGAGUUGGCAGAAGGAACAAAACUUAUCGGAUGGCCACGCCUCACAUUUAUGGACGUUUGAAAAAACAGCAUGAAGGAAGCUAAUAGUGAAAACAACGAGCAACGUUCUAGCUGGUGAGAUGAAGGAGUAAACGAGGCCCUUGCUACAAAAAGAACAAUAUGGAAGUCAAAAUCUUACCAGGAAUCAAUAUUCUCCUGCUAGAAAUGCAGUCGAAAUUGUCAUUCUAGGAUUGGCCUAGUGAGCCACUCGUCUAAGUGUAGGCAUUGGCGUAGCUAGGGUGUUUGGCGCCCGAGGACAAGAUCCAUUUUUAGCGCCCCUUUUUCUUUUUUUCAACUCUCAAACCCAUUAUUUUCAUCAAUAAAAUAAUAUGAUAGCACAUUCUGGCGCCCGGGGACAUCUGUCCCACCCCUGCCCCCACCACGCUACGCCUCUGAGUGUAGGACUACAUAGCUACUCCAUUGUCUCGCGAAGAUGGAAGGAUGCCAUAUAUAUGAUACGAUAUAUAUAUGAUAUGAUAUAUAUUUAUGAUAUCAUAAAUGUGGUAUGAUAUAUAUAUUAUGAUAUCAUAUAUGUGGUAUGAUAUAUAUAUGAUAUGAUAUCAUGUGAUUAUCACAUUUGAGCUUGCGCUCAGCUGUAAUAGAAUACUUUCCUAAUUUUCUUUUUUCACUUUCUUCAUACCAAUAAUUUUCUUGUCUCCCAAACCCAUAGCACACAUGUAACAUGAUGCUGUUAAUUUUUCCAUCUCCCUUGCAUGCCGGUGUUUAUUUUAUGCGAAUAACUAGCAAGGUGCUGAUAGGUCAAGUUUUUGCCCAAAGCUUGUUUUGAAUUAUAAUUACCGGUAUAUCACAAUUUAUUUUGCCUAUUCCUAAGAUUUUCUUCGAUUUUUAUACAUAAAAAGCAGACCGAAUGGCGGAGAAGGGUGAAGGGGGAACUAGCCCCGGGCACCAAUCUCAUAUAUAAUCUCAUAUAUUUCACAAAAGGGGGCGCCAAAAAGUUUUUUUUACUUGUCUACCCUGGACAGCACUCUUUUCUAUAUAUUGAGGGGUGCCAUUUUCAGGCUUCGCCCCGGGUGCUACUUUUCCGCGAUACAGCCCUGAUGACAUGCUCCCGACCUUGUCAAAGAAAACGAAUGUCUGUGCAGUUUAUAAAUUUUAACCCUCAUUUCUCCACAAAUAUUUGCAAAAUAAUCUUGACUGAAAUGUUUUGGUUUUUAUUUAAAAAAAAAUAUAAUUUACCGUUUGCCCCACGUUGUCAACAUAGUCUUAAUUCAUGUUUAGUGGGUUCUUAAUCUUUAAAAAAUGUCUGAAUGAUGGUAUUGCUGAUUUUUUCGCGUCACACCUACACCCUGCAGGCGACACACUAUUGUUCAGAAGGCACUAGCUUAAGUACAUGUGUAGAAGAGCUAUUGAGCUUAAUAAUUCAUUGCAUUUAAUUAGAUUUUACAGGCCCUAGCUUAUAGCGAAAUUUGUUACAAUCCAUGACUUGCUGAAAUGUAUGCACCCGUCUGGGAUCCCUGGAGAGAAACCAUAUCUCGUACCGGUAUGUCCAAUGGUCUCUGCUCAUGUUAUAGUAUUACUGCCUGGUGUGACCUUACACGACAUUAGUCUAUUACAAAGCUAUGGCGUCCCACAGUAGUCGAUUAGUGGGCGCAGUCUGCAAUGUACCAUCUAAUUAACGCAAGGCAUUAAACAGGGAUUCUUAAACUUUUUGCAGCGCCGCCACCCCUCUCCAAAACAUUUCAGGCCCCCUCUGGAUUAAAAAAAAAUAAAUUCCCCGCCCCUCACCCCCCGGGCAAUAAAAGUAGUUGCCAGGUUAGUUAAAUGAAUACAUUUUUGUCUGACAUCUCUCUAACUUGCAGCAUAUUGACGAAUGUAUCUGUAGAUGACAGAUUUUUCUUUUUUUUAAAUAUUUUUUUUUGGUAUACGUUUUCUGCACUUCCAUGUUAUUUCUUUACAAUGAAUUAAAAUUAAUCAGAUGUGACACCUAUACAUAGCAUUUUAGCUAGUGAAAAUUAUAAUCGGCUUUCGGUAAAAAAAAAAUAUCCAAAAAAUAUGCAGAGAGAAAAAUAAGUAAAUAAAAAUCAUAAAAAAUGUAUGUGUUUUCCUGCAUCCCUUAGACCCGUCUCCAGCAUCCCGGAGGGUGAAGGCACUCUUGGUUAAGAACUUCUGCAUUACAAGCUUCUCGUCGAAAUGUGCGUCAGCCAAAUAAAAGCUGGUUAUCUUCACUUGUAUCACAAAUCAGUCUUUGAAAACUGGUAUGGUUCAAUCCUCUUUUAAAGAGGCGGUUGUAACUCAACUGCUAGAGAAAGCAAAUCUCGACCCAAAUAUGUUGGAAAAUUAUGGCCUCGUUUCGAAUCUACCAUUUGUAUCCAAAAUUUUAGAGCAAGUCGUUCUCCGCCAGCUUCUAAACCACCUCACUCAGCGUGACUUGUUUGGGCCUUGCCAGUCAGCAUACAGGGCGCAUCACUCUAUUGAGACAGCCUUGUUGUGCGCCGUAAUUGACCUUCUGUCGUCUUGUGGUGGGGGCAAAGUAUCCCUUUUGUCGUUACUUGAUCUUUCAGCUGCGUUCGAUAUGCUCAACCACGGCAUACUUCUCCAGCGUCUGCAAAAAACGUUCGGUUUUACCGAUACCGCCCUGAGAUGGUUCCGCUCGUAUCUGACAAAUCGGGUCCAAUCAGUUAUCGCAAGCGGCUUUACCUCGAAGCAAUCUAUUAUCGAAUUCGGAGGACCCCAGGGCUUGGUCCUAGGCCCGGUGCUUUUCAAUAUUUACGUUUAGCCACUGGGUGCAGUGAUCAAGCAGUUUGACAUGCUGUAACACAUGUUCGCUGAUGAUACCCAACUUCAGCAUUCCGUGAUCCCCUCUCAGUUUCCUCAGCUUCUUAGUAUGACAGUGUCAUUAACACAGAAGACAGUGGAGUCAUUUAAGCACUGGAUGACCAUAAACAAGAUCAAAUUGAACGAUGAAAAGACCGAGCUGAUCCCCAUUGCUACCGCUCAAAAGCUAAAAUCUGUAAAUAAGACACUAUCCCUUACUCUCUCAGGUAUACAUAUUUGAGCUUGCUCAAACAGUGCGAAACCUGGGUGUCUACUUCGAUAGAACACUAACUAUGGGAAAUCACAUUAACUUGCUUUGCAAGGCGAUUUUUCUAGGGCUGCGCUAAAACACUUCUGAGAGAGUUGCAUUGGCUGCCGGUCCGCGCUCGCAUAGAGUACAAAAUUGCAACUCUAUGCUACCGUUGCUUGCAUGACCCGGCACCCUCCUAUCUCAAAGCGCUCAUGACGACUUAUAUACCCACUAGACAACUCUGCUCAUCCGAUAGUGGCAAACUCUCGAUACCACGUGUUCGCCUUGAGAUUUACGUAAGGCGCACGUUCACAUUCGCUGGCCCAACAAUUUGGAACACACUUCCUGACGCUCUCAGAAACAGCCAGACACUGGAGUCUUUCAAAACCGAAUUGAAAACACAUCUAUUUCGCAAACACCUGCUGGGGUGAUUGUGUCUACCAUCUUUUCCAGCUGGCUAUUAUCUCCUAGAUGUAUAUUGGCCUGUGUUGUUUAUGUUUGCAACGGGUGAAAGACUUUGAAUGGGUAUUCUCGUAUGUAGUUUUUGUAAUGUUGCGUUUUGUAUUUCAAUGUGGUAUAAUAUAGAUUUUAAAAAUUUAUCUUCUAAUACUUUUUACUUUGUACCGCGCUUCGAGCCUUUGGGGAUGAAGCUUGGGCUUGAAGCGUGAUUUUCAAAUAAACAUUAUUAUUAUUAUUAAUGUACAUCAACAUACACAAUAGCCUGACACGCCUAUAAACAAAUGAUUUCAAUGAAGUUACUUGUGGGAAUAAAGUCACAGGUCUUCCCAGACUUGCCAACCCUUCUGAUUUUGUCGGAAUUAUACGGAUUCUUUACCCCUCAUUCCGACCUUCCGACAAAGCCCUUAAAAUUUCGAUUUUUCGAACUUUAUAUUUUUUCUUCUUUCAUAAAAAUCCGAAAGCGAUAAAAAAGAAAUAUGUUCAAUUCUACAAAAGAAAUGCUAGAACCAUUGCUAGUAUAUAUAAUGAACGAAUGGUUAAAAAGUGACAAUGUUUUUUUAGAAAGCGUGGCAUUUCCACCGGAUAAAUAUCUCCCGCACUAUUUGUCCGGUCGCCUGACGUGUAGAAACUGCUUGUUUUUAUUGAAGCGAACCGCGAUAUUCAAAUCAUUCUUCAAUCAUCAAUUAAUCUGAUCUUGAUUCAUCCUUUUUACAAGGCUAAAAAAUACUCAGACUUUUUUGUUUGUUUUGUUGAAGCUUUUCUUAUUAAAUGGUUAAAUCUAUUGAAAUAGAUGAGUACAAUGAUAUUAAGAAACAUAUUAUUUUAACCCCCCAAAAACAUAAAUCUCCAGCUAAAAGUAAUCCAUGUCUAAUUUCUAAUGAAAGUUAAUACUUUUUCUAACUUGCUUGUAACUAAAAUCAGUUGCAAUGCUAACCUUCAGUUGUCCAAAUAGAUUGGACAAGUUCAAAAAGGCCAGUAGGAAUAUACUGGAAAACUGAUCUCUUAGCAGCCUGUGCACAUAUGUAAAGAAAAUGGAUCUUCUGUUCUUCACUUUAUAUAUCUGUAUAUAAACAUUUCCAGUAAUGUUUUUCUCAUGUUCUGUGGUGUUCUGUGGACUCUUCAAAGCAAUGGAGGUAACUUUAUAUUUCUUUAUUUACUAAAAGAAGACUUGUGCAUUAGUAAAUAGAUCUUAAGCCAACUCCCCCCACGGGGCGCCACCCACUGGGGAGCAGUGGCCCCACUUACCCCCUGCGUGACCCCCCUACAGAUUUUGUUUUUGCCAGGUCUGUUUUCCAUUUAGAAAUAUUUUGUUUGAAAUCCUUAAUUAUGUUGGUAUAUCUAAUAUUUAUGAGGCUUUUAUGCAAUAACUAGUUUAUUUUGAUAAUGAAUGCAGAGAAAAUGUUGAAGAAAGGAACAAAGCACGACUGAUCUUGAUACAAAGGAAACCAGAAGACAACACAAACAUACAAGGAAGCCAGAAGGAAAGCCACAAAAAUUUGUAGGAAAAAAAAGAGGGAAUGUGAAAAAGCUAAGCUAAAAGAAAUAGAAGACUUACCAAGAGAGGGAAACAUCAGAGAAAUGUAUAUGAAAAUAAAAGAUGAAAAGAAUGGAUACCAAGCCAGACCGCAAGUGUGCGAGAGCCAGGAUGGAGAAUUAACUGCGGAAAAUUUUAAAGUGCUGGAGAUGUGGGCUGACACAUACUAAACCACAGACCAUUGACAAGAUAAAGAUUAUCAACCACCACAUGGAGGACCAGACUCUUAAAUAAUCUCCCCAACUCUAGAAGAAACUAUAGAAGUAAUCAAUUACCGGGUAUAUGAAAAACCACAAAGCCUCUGGAGAAGGCCUCAUAACAGCAAAACUUAUUAAAUUUGGAGGAAGAGAGCUACACAAUCAGACACAAACUAAAUUCGUCAAGAAGAAAAAACUCCAACAGAAAGCGAAACAGCAUUAAUAACCUCGAUACAUAAGAAAGGCACCGACUGCAGAGUAAUUUCGCUAUUAAAUGUUACAUACAAAAUACUGACAAAACUAAUUGCCAAAAGACUACAACCGUAUACUGAAGAAAUACUAGGUGACUACCAGAGGGGAUACACAACAAAUCAACGAUUGAUCAGAUUUUUGCCAUCAGAUGCCUAUCUAUAAGAGAAAUGUUACGAAUAUAAUAUUUGUAUUUAUUUAUUUAGGCAUUUUUAUAUAGCGCUUACCUUACAGCUCUAGGCGCUUUCCAAUUAUUAAAAACAUGUAAACUAUAUAAACUGCUAAAGUAAAAUAAAAAUGAAAAACCAGAGACACUGGAAUAGUAACAACAAUGUUAAAAAUGACUAUAGAAACAGUAGCUUAAACAUUAAAAUGGCUAUAAAAACGAGUACACUUUGGCACGUUUUGGCCUAUACUACAGGAUUCACCCGAGACAGAAAAUGAGGCAGGACGAAGAAGGUGCAUCACAGGUCGUAGGCGGACCUAAAAGAUGGGUUUUAAAGGACGAGGUUUCACAAUGACGGAUGUGGAAGGGGAGCUGGUUCCAGAACGUGGGCGCAUGGAAGUAGAAGGAGCGUUCACCCAUGUAAACUAUAUUGGUACAUUUUGCGACAGUAAGCGUAAAAAGCCAACCUCAGUGUGAAGUUGAGAUUUUUUCUUUCUUACCAGAUCAGAAAUGCUCGGGGCAGUCUUUGCAAGAGCACAACGAAGAUGAUCUUUCACAAGAAGUCUACAUUUAUACUUAUACUUGAUUACCAACAAGCUGGAAAACCCUAUUUCACAAAGAUAUGUUGUUGAAAAUGGAAGAAGAGGGCUCAACACAGUCUCAGACUGCAAACUCUUGAUCCAGAAUUGUGUAACUGGCAUUGUAGAGAAAUCAGUUCUCGCUGCAUCGCUCUUAAUAAGUUCAAUGAACUGCUCUUGUGUUACUCAGGAAGAUUUUUGACUGUGAAUGGACUUCUGGCAAGUGCAAAUUGGGUGUCAGGUAGAUUUGGAAAGUACGAUGAAAUUUUGUCUGCAAGCAUGUGCAAGUGUUCCUUCACAUAAUUUAUCAUCGUAUUCCUUUUGUCUGGUUCAAUGUCAUGUUCUUCAAAGAAAACAGAUAAGAUAUACAACCUUUAAAUUGUGUUUUCAUUCAAUUUUUGUGUGUGCCAAAACUGAAGUUUCAUUUGGAAUGAUCGCAUCUUUUCAGACAAAUCGUGUCAUGUUGCGUUUGGUCCUUGCAGUGAUAAAUUUAAGUCAUUCAAGAUGGCAAAGAUGUCAACCAAGUAAGCUAUUUUCUGCAGUUCACUUUUAUCACUAAAAAGUGCUUUGAAAGCAAUUCUGAUUUUUAAAAAAAAUUUUUUGAGUGUAUCCCAAAGCUCAAAAACACGUUUUGAAAUUUUUGCUCUCGACAACCAUCUCACUUCAGUGUGAAAUGAUAAUAAUAUAGUUUAUUUGAAAGACACGCUUCAUCCCCAAAAGCUCGAAGCGUGGUACAAAUUCAACCAUAUUAAAAAGAGAAAUAAAAACAAUAUACAAUUUACCUCAUUUAAAAAAUAGACGCAACAAUAUAAAACUACAUACGAGCAUACCAAUUAAAGUCUUUCAUCCCGUUUCAACCAUAAACAACACAGGCCAAUAUACAUUAACUGAAAAAGAUGGUAGAUAGCAUCACCUCAGAAGGUGUUUGCGAAAUAGCUGUGUUUUUAAACCGGUUUUAAAGGACUCCAGUGUCUGGCUGUUUCUGAGAGCGACUGGAAGGGCAUUCCAAAUUGUUGGGCCAGCAAAUGCAAAAGUGCGCUUUCCGUAAGUCUCAAGGCGAGCACACGGUAUCAAUAUUUUGCCACUAUCGGAUGAGCGGAGCGCUCUAGUGGGUACAUAAGUUCAUAAGGCGUCAUGAGUACUUUGAGGUAAGAUGGCGCCAGGUCAUGUAAGCAGCGGUAGCACAAAGUUGCAAUUUUGUACUCUAUGCGAGCGCGGACAGGCAACCAGUGCAGCUCUCUCAGAAGUGUUUUAGCAUGGUCGAAUUUGCGUUUGCAAAGAACAAUGCGAGCCGCAUUAUUCUGUGCUCUUUGAAUUUUAUCCAGGAGCGUAGCUGGGAGACCACAAUGAGAGCAUUGCAGUAGUCCAUGCGUGAUAACACAAAUGCAGACUUCAGCCUCUUUGAUGCAUCUAAAGUUAAGAAAGGUCUGAUAUGACUAAUCCUGCGCAGCUCUAGGAAAACUGCCUUGCAAAGAAUGUUAAUAUGAUUUUCCAUAGUAAGUAUUCUGUCUAAAUAGACACCCAGGUAUCUCACUGUAUGAGCAAACUUAAUCUGCAUACCUGAGAGAGUAAGUGAUGCUGUGUUUUUUACAGAUUUUUUUUUCUGAGCAGUGGCAAUAAGGAUCAGCUCGGUCUUUUCAUCAUUCAAUUUGAGCUUGUUUAUGGUCAUCCAGUGCUUAACCGACUCCACUGUCUUCUGUGUCGUACUAAGAAGUUGAGGGAACUGAGAGGGGAUCACGGAUUGAUGAAGUUGUGUAUCGUCCGCGAACAUGUGAUACAGCAUGUCAAAUUGCUUGAUCACUGCACCCAGUGGCUGAACGUACAUAGUGAAAAGCAUCGGGCCUAGGACCGAACCCUUGGGUACUCCGAAUUCAAUUAUAGAUUGCUUCGAGGUCAAGCCGUUUGAAAUAACUGACUGGACCCGAUUUGUCAUAUACGAGUGAAACCAUCUCAGGACGGUAUCUGUGAGACCGAACUUUUUUGCAGACGCUGGAGCAGUAUGUCGUGGUCAAGAGUAUCGAAAGCUGCCGAUAAAUCGAGUAAAGACAAAAUGGAUAACUGGCCCUCAUCACAAGACUACAGAAGGUCGUUUACGACGCGCAACAAGGCUGUCUCAGGAGAGUCAUGCGCCCUGUAUGCUGACUGGAAAGGUUCAAACAAGUCAAAUUGAAUGAGGUGAUCCAGGAGUUGGCGGAGAACGACUUUUUCUAAGAUUUUGGAUAUAAAUGGUAGAUUUGAGAUGGGGCGAUAAUUUUCCAUCACAUUUGGGUCAAGAUUUGCUUUCUUUAACUAUUAACAGUGGCGUUACUAUUAGCUCUUUAAAAGUUGAUGGAACAAUACCAGUUGUCAAGGACUUAUUUAUGAUACAAGUGAUGAUGGGGACUAUUUCAUCCAGACAUUCAUACAACAGCCUGUUGGAAGAGGGUCGAGUGAGCAUGACUUUCUUGGGGUAUUAGCCAGGAUUUUCCAGACAUUCGAUUCACUGACCUCAACAAAUUCACCCAUAGGAGAGCCGUUGAAGAGUGAGAAUUCUGGAGCAGUAUCGAUGUAGCUGUCAAGUUUCGUCAUGAUCUUCUUAGCUUUUGUAAUAAAGUAGUCAUUUAGACGCUUCUGGCAGCUCUUCUACAGCAACGUUAUUUGGCAGAGAUGUAGCCUUGUUUUUACCGGUCAGCUGACCCACAAUGUGAAAUAAGUCCUUGCUUGAGCUGCUGCCUGUAAUCUGAUGACUAACAUGCUCUGUCCUAGCUGCAAGGACCAACUUUUUGGUUCGUUCCGUUUGGUCGACAAAGAUUUGUCGGUGCACGGUCAAGCCCGACUUCCGCCAUUGGCGUUCUGCACGUCGCUGCUUCUGCUUAGCGUCCUUAAUUUCGGGCGUGAGCCAUAGGGCGGAAGGGCGGUCCGUAACUCGCCGUGUGGAUUGUGGUGCAUGUUUGUCUAAAAUGACUCUGAGGCCACUGUUGUAGUCUGUAGCAGGGUCAUCUUCACUGCACACAAGGGCUGCGACGUCACAUCUAAAGGCCGCUAGAUAUAUCUGUCGGAGGUCACGGGAUGUUACUGAUCGCAGAAGGCGUCCAGGCUUCCUCAAGUCAAAGUCGAAGGUGACUGGGAAGUGAUCAGAAAUAAGUUUGUCCUCAAUAUUGAUGUUACGGAUCAUAGCUGCGCGGUCCUCUCUGACAACAAGCCAAUCUAGGAUGUGACCCCGCUUAUGCGUCUGUACACUGACAAGCUGAGUCAUUGUUCGGUGCAUCCAUCUCGUUGCACAGUUGCGAAAAAAGUCGACUGUUUAAAGUGCUCGCCUUCACGCAAUUGCCAGAACUUAUGACACUUUUCAUUACUUAUUGUAAUUCUUGUGGCAGCGUCGUCUUUUCUAAUAUUUGCCGAUGAAUCAAUCAGUGAGUUCCGAUGACUUUUAGUGACUCAUUCAGUACCAAACGUUGAAAUCCAGAUCGACAUCCUAGGCUAGCUGGAGCACCAUCUGUGCAAACACCACUAACCUUUUCACAAGAGAUCUUAUGAUCUUUCAGAAAUAAAUAAACUGUGUCAAAUAUACAUCAUGUGCAGUGGUUGCUUUUAAAGAGGUUUGCAAAAAAAUAAACUCAUCUCUAAAGUCGCCAUCAUUAAUAUAACUCACAUAACCUAUUAACUGUGAACAGUUUGCAACGUCUGUACAUGCAUCAAGCUGGAUAAUAAAUAUUGGAAGUGGAGCAGAUUUAAUUUCCUGGAUUACGUGAUCAAGAAUAUCAACAGUCAUGUCAUCUAUUCUUCUGCGGACAGUGUCGUUAGCUAAGGAAAUUGCACUCGUCUCUCAUCAUAACGCGAACAAUGUCUUUGGCCGCUGGCAACAGUAAAUUCCCAGCAAUGGUUUGAGGCUCCAUAGCUCUGGCGAUUUUGAGUGACACCAAAUAUGAAGCUUCAAUGGCUGCUACGUUUUGUUUGUGGUACUUCAAAGUACUUGACAAGUCUGACUUUCUCGAGUCCAUCAGCUUUACUUCUAAAAUACCUGGUAUCCUUGCCGACAAAGCUCGAAUGCUUGCUAUCAAAAUGGCGUUUUAGUUUGUUCGGCUUUAUAGAUUCGGCUGAUAGAACUUAACAGCAAAUAACACAUUGCGGUUGAAAACAUAGAUACCGGUACAUUCAUAAUAUGGGUUUAGCAGCUUUUAAUCAGAUGGGACUAAAUGCAAUUGCACAAAAUGACUGACAAUGACUAUGUUGUAAAUCAUUGUAAUAUUCUCAUCACUACCGUCAGGGGUCAGAUUCAAAAGAGAGCAUGAAGCAGUAGACGAGCAUACUUUUUAUUUCGCGUUUUUUUUUUUUUUUUUUGCUUUUAUCUCGCAAUCAUCAUCAUACAUCAGAGGCAAUUUAUAACAGAGAAGUAACUCAGUAAAACAGCAUGCUGACCUUACUUCAGAUGGGACUAAAUGCAAUUGCACAAAAUGACUGACAAUUACUAUGUUGUAAAUCAUUGUAAUAUUCUCAUCACUACCGUCAGGGGUCAGAUUCAAAAGAGAGCAUGAAGCAGUAGACGAGCAUACUUUUUAUUUCGCGUUUUUUUUUUUUUUUUUGCUUUUAUCUCGCAAUCAUCAUCAUACAUCAGAGGCAAUUUAUAACAGAGAAGUAACUCAGUAAGACAGCAUGCUGAGCUUACUCUCACACAGGCACUAUAGUACGGACUGCAGGCGAAGGCUACUAAAACUUAAUCCUAAACUUUCCUCCCAGUACACUGAUUCUAAUCACAUUAAACUUGAACAGUGACUAUCUUUACCCCAUGUAUUAUCACUAGAAAGAUUCUGCUUCCUAAACCGAUAUUUAUUUUUGUCUUUAAAUUUUCACUUUUAGUUUAUCGUAGAUAACAAUAGUAGCAUUUAUUGUUCGGUUUAAUUUCAGCAUCGGUCAUUUGACCUAUAUUCUUUAUUUAUUAACGUUUUCCUUACUUGCCAUUGGUUAAGCCUAUCACGUGAUACCGGUACUUCGAUUGAUUUUUUUCCUUCUACGUUUUUACUGGACUUGUGUGAUUCUUCCAAAGUAUGCACCAUUUAUAAUCCGCUAUUACCCUUUGACGAGCUGAUUUAUGCAUUAGUUUUCACGUCGGUUUAAACUUUAUUAUGGGAUGAAUGGUUCAAGGGGGAGGACAUGUCCGAUAUCAAUCGGUUUCUAAGAACAUUGGCAUCGAAAAUGUGUGUUUUUCAAUGGGCUUAGGCGACCCCCCAAAGGGGUCGCGACCCACAGGCUGAGAACCGCUGCACUAAAAUGCAAAUUAACCGCUGAGAUGAAGCACCUGUAUCGAAUACAUAAUUACCGCAGCAGUUAUCAAAAAUAGCUUUCAAACAAUACAUUGAGUUAGCAUCUAGAAGUAUAACGAAUUUGAAAGUCCUAUUCAAACUGGUACCGGUAAUUUUAUAAAUUGUCAACAUGAUUGACGGCAAGUUACUAAAAUCAACAAAACCUGAAAUAUAAAAAAAAACAACAACAACUAGAUAGAGCCCGCCAAACAUUGGCGACGUGAACUUCCCAUCUAGUAAAGUUACUUGACAAAACAUGAACUCAAGUAACGCACAUUUAAGAAUCCCAAUAUUUGCUACACCCCUUCCCCCAUGAUACGUCACUGCACACUUUUUAUUUCACACCCAUGAACUAUAUUAAAUUAAAUAUACAUGUUCCAACCACUUUUAAACCGAAUAUUUUUUACACAAUACUUAAAAUUAGACGAUUUCAUUUCCGAAAAUAAAAUAUUACGCACCAAACGCAAUUGCGUUAUUUAAAAAAAAAUAAUAAUAUAUUAGCGUAGUUAUCGGGAAUUAUAUUUUGCGCACUAGUGAACUUAUUAUUUAACCAAGCCCUGGCGUAUCUAUGUAUGGUGGUGUUUGACCUUUGCUGGCGAAUUAUAUAAUACUAGUUAUAGCCCGCCAAACAUUGGCGACGGCAAUGUGUGAACUUCCCAUCUACUGAAGUUACUUGACAAAACAUGAACCCAAGUAUCCCACAUUUAUGAAUUCCAAUUUUUUCUACACCCCCCCCCCCACCCCCAAUGAUACGUCACUGCACACUUUUUUUUCCCCACGCCCAUGAACUAUAAAUACCGGUAUAUAAGAAUGAGCUAGAGUCACAUAACGCCAAAAUGGAGAUACUAUUUAAGUACGUUCGGUUUCCUAAAAACAAUCAUAGUUAUUUUCUAUUAUUCUACGGAAAUCGAAUAAAUUUAAAUGCGCAAAAAAAUAUUUAAAAUCCAAUUUCAUUUUAGUUUUAGUAAAAGUUUAAGUAUUAUUAUUAUAAAUUACAAAUACAUUUAAAGUAUCAACUAAGGAACUAUUUUAAGUAUUUUAUAUGUGUUUAAAACUUAUGAAAAAAAAUCAUGAUCAAAGAAUUACACUUAAUCACAUUUUUCGGGAGAACCAAAACAUCAGUCGUUUUUAGUGCCUUGUUAACAUUGCGAAAUAAAAAAAUUAAUUAAUUUGUUCUAAAUAAUCACGCAAAUGACCGCAAAUGACGUCAUAGCGCGAAUGGCUUAUUUCUAAAAAAAACUCUUAGGUUUCUUUAAAUAUAAUAACUACGCGUGACAAAACUGAUACUGUAUUUUCCCUUCUUAAAAUUAAAAUUAAUAAAUACAAUUGAUUGCUUUUUAAAUUGUUAAUAAAACACACACACACACACAUUUCUGCUGUGUACCGGUAUAUUAAAAUUAAAAAGUUUUGCUUUUUUUUAAUUCCAAAAAUAUAAAUUUAUUAAGAUUAUAACGUAGUAAAAACUAACCUUUAAAUAUAAUUAUAAUAAGAAAAUGCUGUUUAAGUCAAACAGUGCAGUAGAGAUCAACCGAAAGUGAUUUUCUGAUUUCGGCCGAAAAUAGACAGAAAGUUAAAACUGAAUUUCGGCCGAAGCCGAAACCGAAAUAUUAUGAUAUUUUGAAAUUCGUUCCUGCAUACAUUCUGCAUACAUCGAAAAUGAUGGCAACAGUGAGUAGGUUGAAGAAAGUGAAUCCUAGUUCUUGAGAACCCUUAAUGUUUUUAUUGUUAUUUAUAAAGGUUGAGCAGAUUGUAACAGUUGUAAUCGCUUUUUUGUGGCAUACUUGAUGCGGCCCAGUCUCACUCAGACUCAGACACUACCUUCUGCGGCCCCCUCUGAUGAUUUGAGUUUGAGACCCUUGAUCUAAUGAAUACUUUGGAUUUUACCAUUUUAAUAUAAAGUUAAUUUUAAUUGCUUUUAUAAUGUUUAUAAUAUUAUUACAACCUAGAACAUAUACCUACAAAAUUAUUGUGGCUCCAAUAGAGCCAAUUGCCACCUAAAUAUAUGUUAUUGAGGCUAUAUAAAUAUCACCAGAAUGUUUAGCUGUUUUCGUAAUACUAAUGCUUUGUGUUUUCAUGAAUAGCUUGCAAGAUAUCACUGUAUUAAUAUUCAACCUAGUAACAACACACUAGUCUUUCGGUGCUGGUGACGUAAUUAUUUCGUUAAAGAACAUUUAGUUUGUUCUUAAAAAUCGUUUAAUUUGUUCUAAAAGGUCGUUUAGUUAGUUGUUAAGAUCGUUUAGAUUGUUCUUAACGAUCGCUUAGUUUGUUGUUAAAGAUCUUCAGUUUUUUAUAAUGAUCGCUUUAUUUGUUCUUAAAGAUCGGUUAGUUUGUUCAUAAAGAUUGCCUGGUUUGUUUUUAAAGAUGGUUUAGUUUACUUUUAAUGAUCGGUUAGUUUGUUCUUAAAGCUCGGUGAGUUUGUUCUUAAAUUCGCUUAGUUUGUUUUAAAAGAUCGCUUAUUUUAAUCUUAAAGAUCCUUUAAUUUGUUCUAAAGAUUGCUUAGUUUGUUGUUAAAGAUCGUUCCGUUUUUUGUUAAUGAUCGCUCUAUAUGUUCUUAAAGAUCGGUUAGUUUCCUCAUAAAGAUCGCUUAGUUAGUUGUUAAAGAUCGCUUAUUUUUUUCAUUAAGAUCGCUUAGUUUUUUUCAUUAACAUCGCUUAGUUUUUUUCAUAAAGAUCGCUUAGUUUGUUCUUAAAGAAAAUUGAUUUUGUUCCUUAAGAUCGAUUAGUUUGUUCUUAAAGAUCUUUUAGUUUGUUCCUAAAGAUCAUUUAGUUUUCUGUUAAAGAUCGCUUAGCUUAUUCUUAUAAAUCAUUUAGUUUACUAUUAAAUAUCAUUUUUUUGUUCUUAAAGAUCAUUUAGUUCGUUCUAAAAAAUCGUUCAGUUUGUUCUUUAAGAUCGUUUAGUUUGUUAUUAAAGGUCAUUAAGAUUGAUCUUAAAGUUCGUUUAGUUUGCUCUAAAAGAUUGCUUAAUUUGUUCUUAAAGAUCGCAUAAUUUGUUCUUAAAUGUUGUUUAGUUUGUUGUUAAAUACUCGCUUUCGCUGAGUAUUAGAUGACAGAAAACCUGAGUCACUUUCGGCCGGAUGGCCGAAAGUCUAAGUCAGUUUCGACCGAAACCGAAAAAACCCCCGAAAUUUAACUUUUCUCUUUCGGCCAAAACUGAAAUUAAGCCGAAAAUUAACUUAUAUUAAUUAACUUAGAUAUAUAGCGGAUAAAUUCUCCUCAAAACGUAAUGAUGUUAGAAACGUAAAUAUUAUUACAUUUUAAAGUGAAUUGUGAUGCGUUUUUGCAAUAGCAGUUAAAAAUUAUCGCAUAGGAUCUACCAUUAUUAUCCCGAUAACAUCGGGUCAUUUAUUCUAGCAUUAAAUAUUCUGAUGUCCCAAACACUUAAUUUUUUUACACCAUACUUAAAUUGAGACGAUUUCAUUUAUCGAAAAAUAUUACGCACCAAACGAAGUUGCGUUAUUAAAAAAAUAUAAAUGAUUCAGUUAUCGGGAAUUAUAUUUUGCGCGCUAGUGAACUCAUUAUCUAUAUAUAUAGCCUGCGUGGUGGUGGUGUUUGACCUUUGUUGGCGAAUUAUGUUCUCAAGAACUAGGCGUCACUUUCUUCCUCCUACUCAUUGUUGCCAGAGACCUGGCAGCGCUUCUUCUUACACAGCUGCGCAGCUUUGGCUUGAGUGAGGAAGCAACUGAGACCCUCAGUGAAGCUUGAAGAUGCUCAUCAUUAAGUUUGGCCCUGAAUUUCGACUUGGUAAAGUUCAUAGUGGAAAAGAGCUUUUCACACAAAUAGGUACUCCCAAAAAUGUAUAUGAUCCGCUUGAACAACCUGGAAAUCUCAGGGAAGGUGGAGGGCAAUGCUCUCAUAAAUUAUCCAUGCUUGUCUAUUUUUCCAUUCACAUCCCUGAACUUAAAAUUACACUGACGAUCAAUCAGCUCCAUUUGAAGCGUAAGUUUGGGGGUCAGCAAAAAGCUGAAAAAUGGCUGUGUGUUUUGAAGUCUAAAAAAUGUGAUUAAAUUCUUCCUGUAGCUUUACAAUGGCACCAGUAUACUUACUACUAAUUUACUACUGAAUCGUGUAUCCGAGUCCAUGAGUACUUAGCAUGUUGGGAAAUGACAUGUGUUUCUCUAAGAACCAUAACACAAGUUUUGUGCAGAAUGCCCUGACAUUGUCAUAGGCAUCACUGACAAGCUACCCUUGGUCUUGUACCUUCUUGUUGAGUACCGGUAUAUUCAGCUCCUGUGUAAUGUAAACAAGAAAAGCCAAGUCCAUGAGCCAUUUGGGAUCACUUAGUACAGGAAGUACCACCCUAUCCUUCUCCAUGAAGGCUUUAAAUGCUAAAACGCGUUCAAACAGUAGGCAGAAAGCAGCCAUAUUUAUGAAUUAUUGAUGCGAAGGAAAAAGCUGUUGUAGGAGAAUGAAUUUUGAUUUUCUAUCGUAGAAGAUGGCUUUUUGACUAACCCUAUUUUGAAAGUAACCAAGCUGACAGGCUCGUAAUUUCCCUCACUCGUUAACACCAGUGGCAAUUUUAAUAGGGAUUCUUUGAUACUAUAUCCGAUUGCUACGAUUUACACAAUUAUGGUUGUGCAUUACCCACCAACUGACUCUUUAAAACCUUGCUCAACACCGCACUUUGACCAUGUUGGUAUCAUAAAAUGGUAUGAAAUAAAAACUUGUAGUCCGAUUUUAAAACGGUUCUUACCUUUAUAUUCAAUUUACAAAUAUAUACAAACAUAAUAUAAAUCAGAAUUAGACUGUUAGGUGAGAUUCGACUGAAAGCUUUGCAGAGGGUCACAUUAUAGAUAUGAGAAUGGCGAAACAGCACGGACCGCAUUAACCAUUAACCGCGGGCCGCGAGUUUAAGACCCCUGAUCUACAGCCUGUAUUAUUAUUAUUAUAAUCCUUUAGAAUAUACUAGAUAGGUCGAGGCGCUUUUGCAAUGUGUAAGCCCUUUCGAAAGAUAUCUAUUAAACAUGCUAUAUAUAUGCCUAGAGAGAUAGGAAGGAGACAAGAGAUAUUUUGAGUGAUUGCUAUUACGAUAGAGCUGUGUUAACUAACAUUUGAUAUGUGUGUUUGUAGAUUCUUUACUCAUCAUUUGUACGGUACCAUUUACAACAUUGCUUCAACAUUGUACUGUUAAAAGAUAAUCAUUAUACUGUAAGUCAAUAGCUUUAUUUUUUUAUUUUAUAUUUUAUUGUGUAAUUUAUUAUAAUUAACAUAAUAAAACUUUAAAUUGUUAUUAGCCCUAGUUUGGAACUAGCCAUUAAUUAACACGAAAUAACUUGGAAUGUACUUGUUGAUGAUUAUAUUCGCGAACUUAUUCGAAACCACUACCGGUUAUGCUACAAUUACAAUCAUACUGGCUCUCUAUUUCAUCCAAAUUUUAGUUUUAGACUGACAUACAAGACCAAAUACGUUACAAAAAAAAACAACAACAACAAAUGCACGAACAAAGUGAAGUUACACACAGUUACAGUUGCUCAGCCAAAUUCGGUAACAGUCGAUGCUUUGCUGAUGAGUAGCAACGACCGUCGGUCGAAAACAAAUAUUAUUUUUAUUACCGGUAUUGGUCAGAAUUGUACGAUUAAAUAAGCUUUGAAAAAAAAAAAAAUGGCUUAGUUCGAGUGUUACUUCCAGAAUUUAAUUGUAGAAAGAAUUGGUAGUGAUUAAAUAAGAAUAAGAUUCUUUUCUUGAUCCAAACAAAUGGAAAUGUUUUUUGAUUACAUUGUACAUACAGGUAUACAUUUUCAGCACAUAAAUAAAUACAUAUUUUCAUAAAGUCCACAUUUUCUAACUAAAACAAUUUAAAAACAUGACAACUUGUUUAGUUUUACAAUUGAAUAACAUUUUUCUUUAAAUAGUUCUUCAAGUGAAGUAUGUUUAGUUUGUGUGAUGUUUCUAGCUUUCUUGAUUAUUCUUUUUAUGCGGUGUUAGAUAUCAGGCGAUGAAUGUCCACACCAGCAGGUAAUAGUGAAACUAAGUAGGCUUCCAAUUCUUGCACUGUAGAAUAAGUUAAUAACUUGUUUGUUGACGCUGAAAUAGUAGUUUUUUAAGAUAGAAAAGUCUUUGGUUGAAUUUUUGUAUACCGGUACCGUACAGCAUUUGGUCGUGCUCAUGCCAUGUUAGCUUAUUGUUAAUGGUGACACAUUAGUACUUGUACGUCUCUACUUUCUCUAACUUUAAUUUUUUAUGUUGAGAUUUGUAAUCUGGUGUUUCCCCCUCCGGAAAUCGACAACCAUUUCCUUUGUUUUUCAAUUUAGUUACAGGUUUUGAGACAUUCAGCUGGAGAAAAUUUCAUCGCACCAGUUGAUAAAGCCUGUAACUAAAUUGCGGCAUAAGCCUUCUCCCUCAGAUAUUAAGAUAUGAUGGUGUUAUCAUCAGCUAAUUUUAUGAUUGGAACGGUGUUGCUUGGGCUCUGAAUAUCUGAAUAGUUAUAAAAGGUCUAGACCGUUGUCAUGAUAAACAAUCAAUCUACACUGCUUCAGCAGGUUAUACAAUACCUAAUAUUGCUAAGUGUCAUUGGCCUCCUCUUUAUCUAACCCGACAAUAUCUUAUACUUUCUAAAUGUAUUUUAAGUCUACCAUUUCCAAUAUGGUUGAAAUAAAAUAGUGGCGCAUUUGUUUCAAUUGCUACUUUCAGAAUUUCAUAGUAGAUGAUUAAAACUAGCCGUAAAAGGCCAAGGCUGUUUACAAGAUAAACAUGAUUCGGAUGCGAUUGGCUGCAAUGUGUGCACAAAGUUAGGCCAAUUUCUCCAACGAAAGAUAGGUCUCGUAUAUCAGUCUUGGGUGUUGUAAUGCGAUACGGAGCCAGUGGGCUUCUUAAUCCACACAUAAUCCACGUACUGGUAGCUAUAUAUUUUUUAAUAUAUUGAAACUUAAUCUUGUGACGUAAGAACUUUUCGACGUGUUUUAGCUUUGUUCUUCAAUUCUGUGUGCUUGUUUUAUUGAUUUGCAAUAGGGAUGUCAAACUGAGGGUUAUAUGGGUCACACUUUUUGUCACGAGGGCCACACGCGGCAACUAAUUGAAGUUAUUUAAUUAAAAUUAUUGCAGAAUGUUUUUGUUAUCUACUUAAACUUAGAAUUUAGAAACAUUCAAUUUGAAUACUAGUCACAUCCAUGAAUGCAAAGUAAUCAAGUAUUUGAGCAAAAAAAAAAAACAAAAAAAAACCCCCACAAAACAAGAACUAUAAAAACACAAAAAAAAAAAAAAAAAAAAAAAAAAAAAAAAAAAAAAAAAAAAAAAAAAAAAAAAAAAAAAAAAAAAAAAAAAAAAAACAAAAAANAAACAAAAAAAAAAAAAUAAAAAAAAAAAAAACACAAAAAAUGAACUUUUAAAACCCAAAAAAACAAAAAAAAAAAAAAAAUUUAAAAAAAAAAAAAAAAAAAAAAAAUACAACAGGUCAAAAUGAACAACUAUUUACGACUAUUUCAAUCAUUUUUAGUGUUUUGUCCUGAGGCGUGACGCCUGUUUUAGUCAAUUUUGGUAAGGUAUGUCUGGCAGAUAUGUCUACAGUUCCGACUUUGAUCAGAGAUAACAAGUGUCAAAUUGACAUGCCUGAGUGAUUAUACAAUUAGAGUUAUUGGUAUACUUACAUUUGUUUUCAAAGGGAUAGGUUGUUAGAUUGACAUGGAAAAUGAAUCUGAUUCCCACAAGUUUCCAGACCAAACGUCAUAUAAGAUUAAGAGCCUCCUGGUAAAGCUGACGGCAAUGAAAAUAGCCACGUGUUUUUAAGUCUUCUGCGUCGUAAUGAAGUCUGAAAAUAAAUUGAAUACUAGUAUAUCAAAACAGUCCACGUGCGUUCUGCUCAUCCAUAGAUUUAAAAGUUUUCUUUUAAGUGAUUCAAUUUAAUUUCUCAGUCAUUUUUUUUUUUUGGUAUGAAACCCACAAAUAAAGUGUCUAGAUUUAGUUCAUUUAUUAACUGGAGAAGAAUCGGGGGAAACGUUCUAUUUUUGCCAACCUCGGUCUACACUGAACUAUUUAUUAUAAAUACCGUACAUAAUUGUCUUUUCUGAUCUAAUAGUCUUACUGUCAACUCAUCCCAGAGAAAGCAUGUGUGUGCAUCAGGUGUGCACCUACAGAUGAGUCCACUGAUCUAACAAAUGAACUACCGGUACUACGCUCAGAAGUCGGCUGGGGUGGUUGGGAUUGGGUUAAAGGUGACAUUUUAUAUUUGAUUGACACCGCCGUUGAGUUCACACCUUAUAUCAUUCCACAGAAUAAAUGCUUGUUACCAGAUUUUUUGGAAACCCUUGAUUUAAUUGGGUUAUAAUGAUAGGCAAGCACAUUUUACAUUACUGGGUUUGCAGUUUUAAAUUGUCAAUGUUGUACUUAAAACGCGUGAAGACAUGCAUUUUUUUUAAAACAUUACAAUUUAACGCGAAUCGCAGCUGUGUUCAAAAUUUGAGUUCAUUAAGUCGUUAGGAUCUUACCUAACAAAGAGCAAAACUGUUUGAGCCGGACCACGAAUAUAAUGAUGCCAAGUCAAAGCUUAAAAAAAAAAAUUUUUAAAAAAAUAGAAUUAAGCAGGUUCAUGUGACUGAUGGUAGGUUUGGAUAGUUGCUAUUAUUUGCCGCAACGAUGGCGAAUGGUAGGUUCGGAUGGUUACUCCACUGUGAUGGAUGGUUGGAUGAUAUGGCUCCUUAGACGGGCCCCCACUGUGACGUGACGUACGUUGUCUAGGGGUCGGUCCCCUGCGUACUAGCCACAGAACAAUUUUCAAGGGUCUAGAACCCCUGUUGUCUAACCCCCACAGAGCUGCUGUGCUGAAUAGUCCAAGUAUUUAUUAAAACAAACGAUGCAAAGCUUCAGGGUUCAUAUGAUUUAUUGCCUCCAUCUUCCUGACAGUGGAAAAUGCAUAGUAAACAUCCGAUGGUUUUCAGAAUACAAAAUUUGCGUCCAGAAAAAUGCUGCACAUAAUAUAAAAAAUAUAUUUACAUAAGUCCUCUGCCAUCCAUGGAAAAAAUCUCCCCCAACAAACUAACGUCCUCACUUCCAAGCCACCGCGUUCGCCACAGUCACGCUCUCUGAAACUCACCUCCCCUUUUUACACACUCCUCCCCUUUUUACACACUCCUCUCAUCACUUGGUUCCUCCCGACACAGCACACCGGUCAUACCUGACCGAGAAAAAUCAAAACUCGUGGGGCACACGGGGAAAAGAAACUCCCCCACGAUUGGUCAAAUUAACAUCAUAAAAGCUGACACAGAAAAANCCCCCCCCCCCCCCCCACUCACGAGUGACGUUUGAUGAAACCCAAUGUUGCGAGUUUACAAAAAACAGCUGUCAGUUCGCGUGCAUAUUCUGGUAAACUGACAUCAAUAUUUAUAGCAUAAAACAUAUUGAUAUUUUAAUAAAUUUUCUCAUGAAAGGUCUAUCUUAAAACACUGCGCUGUCAAUCAUACUUUGAAAGUCACUACUAUUGUUAUGGCAAUGCAUUGUAGAAUUAAGACAUCUCUAAUGAAACAUACAUGGCAAUAGAUAAAAUAAUUACAAUUCUUCUUCAUCUCAAUAUUUUCCUAAAAUCAAAUUGAGAAUUUAUUUUAAUACCUCGUCACAAAUAUUUAAAUGUUUACAGCACAUGAUUUCGAAAAAUCUUAAUUCAAAAAUGAAAAAGUAAAGAAAAACAAAUGUCAACAUCUGAGCAUGUGUGGACAGCCAUGAAUUGUCCUUUCAAUGUUUACAUACACGACGGUGGAAUGUUUCGCUUAUCCCCUUGUCUUAAAAAAUCAUGAAGGUUAUUUGAUCCUCCCAACUCACCCCAGUCUCUUCUCGUGUUUGACCUGCACGGUCUAGUAGGCACGAAAUCACCCAACAAGUCUUUUAUACCACAAGACCGUUUUGCUUCCCCCCAAGCUGUCCCUUCUCGUUUGUAACAAAUACGAUCAUUGUUGAAAAGCACAACACAUUUUACAUUAUUAGACGUGUCAACUUCACACAAAUCAAGUUUUCCAUCGUCUCGGGGCGGAAACACUUCACAGUCUCUGUCAACUGUGACAUGUUCAUAAAUAACUGAGUUAAACUCAGGAGCGGUCAAAAAAUGCGAUCUCCCCUCCUCAUCAAACCAUAACACACAUGAGCUUGACUCAGGAGUGUCGGUGAACUCUGUCGAAGGUUCAACCUGACGACAUCUAAUGGAUGCUACCCUGGUCAAGGUUACGGUCUCCACUUCGUGGUUACCCCGCUUGUCCUCCAUAUAAUCAUGACCCCUUGCUUGCGUGGAAGCGGAAGGUGGUUCAUGCUUGUGAUCAUGACCCCUUGCUUGCGUGGAAGUGGAAGGAGGUUCAUGCUUGUGAUCAUGACCCCUUGCUUGCGUGAAAGCGGAAGGUGGUUCAUGCUUGUGAUGAAGACCCCUUGCUUGCGUGGAAGCGGAAGGUGGUUCAUGUCUUCAACACCCGUGGGUGUGUUAUCAAAAGCCAUGAGUGUGCCAUCAAAAGCCUCUGGCACCUUCAAAACUCAGUCACUCUCUCAACACCAAUAAGUAAAGUAUCCGUAACACUUUGUUCAUAAACAAUAUUCUUAUCACAAACAACUUCUCUGGUUUCAUAAUCAAUAAACAAACUACAAACAUCAGUCACUCUAUCAACAUCAAUAUGUGGAACAUCACCAAUACUAGGCUCAAAAUAAUAAAUCUCAUUAAAAUCAUCUACUUUGGGUUCAUAAGCCAUAUCACAAUCAAAACCAUCACUAGAAGAAGCAACAACACUAUGUUCAUAAUCAGUAUUUUUAUCAAAAUUUCCAUCUGAACCAUCUACACUGGGUUCAUAAUCAAUAUCCCAAUCAAAACAAUCAUCCAAAGCAUCAACAACGCUAUACUCAUAAUCAAUAUUAUUAUCAAAGUCCCUAAAUGAAACAUCAAUACCACUAGGUUCACUACUUGUGCAUGGGCGAUAGCCAUCCUGCACAUCAUCACAUUUGUCCUCUUUAUCCACAUUAUCCAGCUUAUUUUCUCUUGUUUCGGUGUCUUCAAAAUAUUCAUCAACUAUACCAAACUGAAAAAAAUCCGAUUCAUCAUUUUUCCUAGUUUGAUACUGCCCCUUUCUACAGUUUGAUUUUUAGUUUCUGACAGCCUUACCCAAGACUUGAUCUCUCGACACCAUCUAAGCUCAUUCCCACUAACUUCUACCUUAGUAUAUUUCCUCGGUCUAUAUUUCCCAUAACUAUUUUUAAAGGCCUCCUCCCGCUUGAUUUCUUCAAAAGCUUUCUCAUCAACUUUACUUUGAGUAAUGCUUGGACCCUCGUCCAAACAAUUCGACGUUAUGUCUGCAUCUUUAGUCAUGUGACUAUGUUCUUCAUUAGUAAGUUUAUAUUCCUUAAAGGUGUUUAGGUCAAAAGGUUUCUUAGACUUUAAUUGCUCAUAAAUUUUUCUCACCACAGAUUCUGGUGGCUUAUACGCAUAUAUCCAUCUGACACAUUCUUCUCUGAUUUCCCACAUAAAUUUUUCUUCCUGGCGAUUGUCUACUCCCCCUUUGAAAAUGUCUUGUCCCUGUUGAUCCUCACUAGGUUUACACCAAAGGCCAUGUCUCCCCGUAUAUUGCCCUCAUUUUCCGUACCAUCCAGAGAAAAUUGUCCCCUUUCAGUACCAGUUAGUGUACUAGCAUCAUACCCAGACAUUUUUCUCUCAUGUUCUUUGAUUCUUUCUUUUUCUUCUCGCUCAUAUGCGCGAAUUUCUUCUUCUUCUGCGCGAACCUCUUUUUCCCUAUUAGCUACCCAUUCUUUAGCUUCCUCCCCUUCUAAUCCCAAAUCUAUUGCCAUUUGUUUAAUUUCGGCAAUAGUAGGUAACGACAUUUUUAUAUCUAAGUCUUAUGUGUACAAAAAAUUUACAAAUAGAAAAUGGAUCAAAUGAAAUGAGUAAUAAAACAAUAGAAAUUGCAAAUCUAAUAGCUAAAUAAUUUACUUAAAAUAAUUACUUGUGAUGGUUCUCUUGAUGGGUGGCACUGGGAUUUCGGACGUAUUGAGAAGUAUAAGCCAUGUGUUCAUGUGUAUUCUCGUAGGUAGAUAGGGUUGGAAUGUCUGGUGUCUCCAAUAAUCCAAUGUCACUAAAAGUUAGGGUUGGUAAAGCUGUAUGGCUAGUUUGCACGGCUUUCCCAUGGACUGGUAUGGCCGUGAUGAUUGUUUUGACGUGCUGGUGUGGCUGGUUGGUCAGGCCCCCUCUGUGAUGAAUGGUAGGCUGGUAGGAUUCUUUGGACGAUAUGAUGUUGCUUUAACGGCCUCCACUGUGGUGGAUGGUCUGCUAUGGUUUGUUUGGACUUAGCAUAGCCCUUGAACCACAUAUCAAAUGAUGAGCUGGCAUGGUUGGAUCAUGCUCCCACGGUGGCUAAUUGCAGGCUUAGAUGGCUGCUCCACUGUGGUGGAUGGUUAGGGUUGAUAUGGCUGCAUCGAACGGCCUUCCCUGUGGCUGAUGGUAGGCCUGGAUGGUUCUUUGAUGUGCCGCAACGACGGCGAGUGGUAGGUUUAGAUGGUUACUCCACUGUAAUGGAUGAUUAUGGUUGAAAUGGCUGCUUCGACAGCCUUCCCUGUGGCUGGUGGUGGGCUGGGAUAAUGACUUUGAUGUACCUCAACGAUGGCGAAUGGUAGAUUUGUAUGGCUAAUCCACUGUGGAUUGUUGGUAGACUUGGAUGUUUGCUCCACUGGUGGAUGGUAGACUUGGAUGGUUGCUUUGAUGUGCCGCGACGAUGGCGAAUGGUAGAUUUGUAUGGUUAAUCCACUGUGGAUGGUUAUGGUUGAUAUGGCUGCUUCAACGGGCCCCCACUGUGACUGAUAGUAGGUUUGGAUGGUUGCUAUUAUUUGCCGCAACGAUGGCGAAUGGUAGGUUCGGAUGGUUACUCCACCAUGAUGGAUGGUUGGAUGAUAUUGCUCCUUCGACGGCCUCCCACUGUGACGUGACGUACGUUGUCUAGGGGUCGGUCCCCUGCGUACUAGCCACAGAACAAUUUUCAAGGGUCUAGAACCCCUGUUGUCUAGCCCCUACAGAGCUGCUGUGCUGAAUAGUCCAAGUAUUUAUUAAAACAAACGAUGCAAAGCUUCAGGGUUCAUAUGAUUUAUUGCCUCCAUCUUCCUGACAGUGGAAAAAUGCAUAGUAAACAUCCGAUGGUUUUCAGAAUACAAAAUUUGCGUCCAGAAAAAUGCUGCACAUAAUAUGAAAAAUAUAUUUAUAGAAGUCCUCUGCCAUCCAUGGAAAAAUCUCCCUCAACAAACUAACGUCCUCACAUCCAAGCCACCGCGUUCGCCACAGUCACGCUCUCUGAAACUCACCUCCCCUUUUUACACACUCCUCCCCUUUUUACACACUCCUCUCAUCACUUGGUUCCUCCCGACACAGCACACCGGUCAUACCUGACCGAGAAAAAUCAAAACUCGUGGGGCACACGGGGAAAAGAAACUCCCCCACGAUUGGUCAAAUUAACAUCAUAAAAGCUGACACAGAAAAACUCACGCGAUCUGACCGUGACAGUUCACACUGAGAUUGGCGCACUUAGUUUAUUGCGCUAAACCGGUUUUAUUUUUAAUAGGGCGUGUAAAUUACAAUCGACUGCGUAUAACCCUGAGAGUUAUACGCAGUGGGCAAGUCACGUGAUGUCUAUAUGUGUCCUGUGUCACAAUAUCAAUCGAUAAAGGUGCCCCGUUAUUAGAUUGACUGGGUGGUCGAAUGGUCUAAACUGAGCAAACCUCAAGUUGGCGGACUUGAGGUCAAUUCCAGCUGAAGGUAACCAUGAAUACGUGUUAGUUGUUAUGCUUGUUCUCGAGAAUGAGGCAAAAACAGCUAGGCUUAUUGUUUUAUUUUGUUGUGGCUAAAACAUGUUUAAACAUGAUACGAAUUAUUAACUUGACCAAUGUAACGUUAAUAAUGUUAUUCUUAUAACUAUCAUAUUAUAUGUUUGUGUUGUUAACAAAUUUUGUGGCAGAUAAAAAAUGUUUCUCUGGUACAGUAAUUAUAAUCAGGGGUGGUGAGUAGCAGAAAAAAGAGCUGUAGGGGCAGGGGGUUCUGUAGAGAGGGCACUGUAUGUAAGUAAUACUUUCAAACAGUUAUAGUUUUGCAUGGAAGCUGAAAACUGUUACAUUUAAGUCACCAAAAAAAAAUAAUCAUAAAUUAUAUAAUUUUUAAAAAUAAAUAGAAUGUAUUUCCUGAAUUAGUCAGUAAAACCAACCACAUGGACACGAUGGUCAUAGCAACAUAUAAAAACCUAAUCAAUCAGAAUACAGAACUAGACUUAGACCAUGGAAAUGCCUUUUAAAAAAUCAUCUUCUCAGGCUUAGACUCUAACUCUAAGAAAUGUAGACUUUGACUUAGACUUAUAAUUAUAAUAUAUAAGAUACAAGCAAUAAUACUAAUAAUAGCACUAGACUAAUACUAAUACUAUUGCUAUCAUUCAAUAUUAAUUAAAAUUAAUUCAAUUAAAAUUUUACGUUAAACACAUCAAAAGUUCUAGUUCAAAACAAUCCAUCAUGCAGCUCAUUACGCAUAAUACUUUUUUUCUAGAUUGCCAAACUAGCGAUUGAUAAACCUUAUUUGGCUAAACUCCCAGCCGACUGUGUAUAACGCUUCCCAAUUACAAUUAGUUGACGAAUUUCAAAAUUUACUCGCUUUGUGUGCGAAUUGGCUUCAGGUGGCACGUUUUAUAAUGGGGUGGACAGAGAUCUGACAUUAAUAAUAGCUGCCAUCUGUGUGCAUUGUUAACAAGAUGUGCAAAGUUGAAGGGAUGCAUAUGCAGAAUAGCAUAUGAGAUGCAAUAUUAAAAUAAAAUAUAUGAAUUUAUACGACUGCGAUCUAAUACGAUGUUGUCGGAAAAGUACAUUAUAAUAUCAGUUGCUGCUGUUAAUCGUACAUUUAUCUUCUCACCUGUGACCUAUAACAGCAUGUGGCAAUAAAUUGUGCAUCAGUCAUCGCCCCCGGGAAGGAAUGAGUGGGGGUAGAGGGGGUGACAACGGUAGCUAUUGGACCUUUAUGUACUGUUCUGGUGACACGGUAAUUAAAGCAGUUAAUCGUGAGUGUUACGUGAUGAUAUAAUAGAAUGUGCGAGUGCUAAAUACAGACGAGAGUCAAGUAUAGAGUUGUACCUUCCCCACCGUGUUACAAGCUGAAAAUGUAUUUAGAAUUUACCUUCCCAAAACCAAUGUUCACAACCGUGUACUCUACCCCACCCUUUCCUAACUUUUUGAAGAGAAAAAAUGGCAAUGUAGGCGCACUUAAUCAUCAUCAUUCACCGUUACCGCUCAUUCGCUGUGCUGAAUCGGUUGCCUGCGUGAAGUAGGCCAACUGGUUAGUUCAUCUGCUUGUUGCAUGCAUCGGCACAGCAUGUUUGGUCGGUGUAUUUCUGUAGGCCUGACGUUAUUUACUACCUUUCGUCACGCAUAACCGCAUGCAGUCAGUGUUUCUUUCAGACAUUUUUUCCCGGGUGGAGGGAGGGCAUUUCAAAAUUAUUAUUUUUCGGGGGGGGGGGGGGGGGGGGCAGUGCCAGUGACCAGAGGCGUAGCUAAGAGGUGGCAGGUGGGACAUACGUCCCGGACCGCCAUACCUGAGGGGGAACCAAAAUGGGAUUUGAUGGUAUGAAAGGAAAAUAAUUAGUUUCAGAGUUAAGGGGGGGAAGGGGACGUAAAAAUAAAUCACACCUCUUGACGCCAAACACUAUUAGCUGGGCCCCUUCCAGUGGCAUAAAAAGGGGGAGGAUAAGGUUGUUCACCCAGUUCUCAAGUUCGGACAACUGCAGAGUUUGUAUCGUGAAAGGGAGAGCGGCCAAAAUAUUUGGCCCCCAUGGCAACACUAAUAUUAGAUACGCCUCUAGGAAAUGUAUCUAUGGUCAACAAAAUUAGCGACCAUUUUCAUAGGGUUGUGGGGUAGAAAUGGAGGGCGUCGAUGAAUCUUGCUUUUAUAGUACCAGUAUAGACAAAGAUAGUAAAGGUAAACUCAGCCAACAUUGAAUUUGAAGAAGAUUUGAGUACUAAUUGUUACAAAAAAUUGCUACAAAACUAUUUUGAUGUGUUGUAAUUAAUUAAUGUACUGACCCAAUUAUUAAAAGUAUUGGGUUUGAAAUGUUUAAUGUUUGUAUUAACAAACAAAGGUCCCUUUCCUCUACGUAAGAUUAGUACUGCUAUUAUGGUUAUGUCUAGGGUACGAUUAAUUUCCUGAUGAAGUAUUCUACACUAAUCCUACUUCACACUCACUCUAUCAUUCAAGGAAAACUCUCACUAGCUCUCACUUGCAAGUCUAUUAAUACUUAAACUAUACUAAUAACACAAGAGUGGUUCAGCCCACAAAUAAAUAUUUAAUUAUAUAAAAAAUAGAACUAUCAGCAUACACAUUACAUAAUAUACUAUACACAAACAGGAUAACAAGAUACUGCCCAAUAUUAUUGCAUAGUAGGCUCUCAAUGGCGAUCUGGUCAAAUAAGUAAGUCCCACACACACACACACACCACAGCAGCCCUCUGCUCGGGUCACAACGUACUGCGGGGUUGGGCGGCUUGACUGCGUAAGUGUCUCCGGUCACUGGCACUGCGAGGAGGUAGGUGCCGACUUUGAACUUUACUGUGGGUAACACACACACAGUAUAUGCUACCGUCUUGUUGAUUCCUUUGGCUUAUCUCCUGCUAAUAACUGCGACUCCUUUACUGAACUGUACUAGCUUUAGUUCCAGAUAUUAUUUAUUGAACUAGUACACCUCUGACCAAAUAUUUACUUUACAAAUACUUUCUGGUCAAAUAUUCUUUACUGGCCAAAUGUUACAUACUGUAACUUAUUUCAUGUAAUUUCUUCACUUUACGUAACUUCAGUUUACUUCACUUUACGUAACUUCAGUUUACUUCACUUUACGUAACUUCAGUUUACUUCACUUUACGUAACUAUACUUUACUUAACUUUACUUAACUUUACUUAACUGGCUAGAAAUGAGAAUAAUAAAUACAAUGCAUAAGACAUAGCUAAGAAUUACAAAUCACAUCACAUUAUAAAUUAUUAAUAGUUAUCAUAUUCAAACAUUAACAAUAGUAACUAUGGUCCUACCAUUUUCUUAAUAACAUUACAUCUACGACUCUACAUACCAGUACAUAUGAAUAUGAAAUAGAACAAUACUAACCCGACACAAUCGGAUAAACACACUUUAUCAGCUAAUUAUGCCAGCCAGGCUCUUCUGACAUAAUUCAGGUAAGAGAGGCCGAUACAUGAUUUGGGCUUUCAAUAUAUACUCUAAGUUUGGCGUGCUUGUCCCGCAUUUAAGCGUGGCAUCCCAGAGUCGUGUUUAAAUGACUCACAAGCGUGGCUUCGGAUUCCGUUACGCGUUGGUCAUCAGAGUGACAACUCAGAGUUGGGACGCUUGAUAAGAAUGAGUGUAUUGCUUAAACUGGGUCAUGGCCAAAGUGAAUAAGUUCAUUUCCAUUGUUAUUUGAGUCUACUUGUAUUAUUUUAAGGCCCAGCCUAAUUGUGUCAUAUCGCGUGGGGUAGCGAUGAACGCGUGGGGUAGCGCUGGAGAGAGUGGAGCCAGCGGGUCUCACAAAGGUGAGGACCAGCGGUUCUCAACACUAAUCUGGAGAAUAGCAAGCAAACGGACGUGCUGCUGAUGGACUUCUCAAAGGCAUUUGACCGUGUAAAUCAUAGUUUGCUUUUACACAAACUUCAGAAAUAUGGGAUCCAAGGCAUUACUAAAACAUGAAUCUCUAGCUAUCUCAGCAACCGAUGCCAGGCAGUAGUGGUGGACUGUACAAACUCUUCUUUUGUUGGUGUUAAGUCAGGGUUCCCAGGCCUCGGUGCGAGGCCCCUGUUUAUUCCUGGCAUACAUCAAUAACAUACCCAAAAAACUGGCAUGCCAAGCAAGAUUGUUCGCAGAUGACACGGUGGUGUCAAACAUAGGACGAUGGCCAACAUUUCUGACCAGGACCAGCAACAACAGGAUCUCUAUUGGUUAGCUAAGUGGGAGAUGAGAUGGGACAUGGAAUUUCAUCCUGUCAAGUGCCACUGUCAGUCUCUAGAAGUUGUACUCUACACCACCAGUACGAACUGCAUGGCACACUUAAGCAGUUUCUUUCGUAAGGUACCUCGGUGUUACCAUUCAAAGAGAUUUCCGCUGGGAUAAGUAUAUUAAUAAUGCGUGCAAUCAGUCAAAUAGACCCUUGGGUUCUUAAGGCGAAUUCUAAAGAUCGGCAAUUCCAGUGUGAAAGAAAGAGCCUAUAAAGCCUGUUUCCGGCCACUUUUACUUUUAGAUUACGCAUCUUCAGUCUGGGACCCAUUCACCCAGAGGAGCAUCGACAGGUUGCAGGGGCUCCAGCGACGGGAAGCACGCUUUUCCUGAACCGCUACAGGAAUACCGGUUCCUCACGUGAUGGCAGCAUACUUGAAACACUGAUCUGGUUACCAUUGGAGGAACGACGACGACUAUCCAGAUUCGCCAUAAUGUACCAAAUAAAUAAUGGGCUGGUCCAUGGAAGCCAUGACAGACAGUUCCAGCUCAUACCAGCAAGAAGCCAGUACAGGAACUGCUCAUUCCUGCCAAAGGCAAUCAGGUACUGGAACAAGCCUCCAAAAGGAACAGUUGAGGCGACAACCCCUGGCACAUUUGCGUUAAUUGCCUUAGGCAAUCCAACUCCUAGUUCAUGAUACCCUCGCUGAGUAGCCCUUGCAAUCAAUGAAGUAUCCUCUUCAACACCAGUAGACCUGCCAACCCUUCCGAUUUUGUCGGAAUAAUAUGGAUUUUUUACCCUUCAUUCCGACCUUCCAACAAACCCCUUAAAAUUCCGAUUUUUCGGACUGCAUAAGUAUAAUUUUUCACCGGUCAUAAAAAUCCGAUAGCGUUUCUUCCCCCCCCCCUUAUAAAAAAGGGGGGGGGGGGGGGGGGAAUCAGGAAGUGUUGUAGUUGUUUUUACGAAGUGUCUACAUGUCAGACGACCGGACGAAUAAGUGAAUAAGUUCUCAAGAUAUUCGUCCGACUACUAUAUAUUUGACCAAAUCACAUGACCAGCUAACAAAGUUGCAGGAGAUAUGUGUCCGUCAGCCUUGUCAUGUGACUGCUAAUUGUCGAUCAGAGUUUACAGCACUUCAUUUCAACAAAUUCAAGAAAGUCUGAACAUUUACAUGAAAAAGAAAUAUGUUCAAUUCUACAAAAGAAAUACUAGAACCAUUUCUGGUAUAUAAUGAACAAUUGGUUAAAAAGUGACAAUGCUUUUUUUAUAAAGCAUUGCAUGCCCACCAGAUGAAUAUCUCCCGCACUAUUUGUUCGGUCGCCUGACGUGUAGACACUGAUUUGUUUUUAUCGAAGAUAACCGCAAUCUCCAAAUCAUUUUUUAAUCAUCAAUUGAUCCGAUCGGCUAAAAAAUAAUUCAGACUUUUUUUGUUAAAGCUUUUCUCAAUUAAAUGGUUAAAUAUAUUGAAAGUGGUGGGUACAAUGAUAUUAAUAAACAUAUUAAUAAACAAAUGCUGUAACAAAAAAACAAAAAACAAGCAAUAUACAACUGCAACUAAAAGUAAAAGUAAUCCAUUCCAUGUCUAAUUUUUUAAAAAUUCAUUGCUAAGGAAUCGGACGAUCAGAUCGUUUUAUUUACCACCUUUCUUAUUGAAGGAAAUAUUUGUCUAGCCAAUACCGGUCGUUUUAAUGCCAGAGUCAAAGAAAUGUUCCCAGUCUCGCAGAUUUCUAUAAGAUUGUAAAGAAAAAUUACAAUGAAACAAGGGCAAGCAUGAAAGUUGGUACUCUUUCUAAAUUGCUUGUAACUAAAAUCAAUUGCAAUGCUAACCUUCAGUUGUCGAAAGAGCUGUUGGACAAGUGCAAAAGGGCCACUAGGAACUAAGAAUUAGUAGGAAUAUGCUGGAAAACUGAACUCUUAACAGCCUGUUUACAUAUGUAAAUAAAAUGGAUCUUCUGUCCUGUACCGUAUAUAUCUGUAUAUAAACAUUUCCAGUCAGUGGACUCUUCAAAGACAAUGGAGGUAACUUUAUAUUUCUUUAUUUACUAAAAAAGCUUGUACAUUAGUUUAUAGAUAUUAAACCAACGGCCCCCGGGCGCCGGCCCUGGGGGGCAGCGACCCCCCUGCAUGCACCCCCCUACAGAUUUUUCUCUUGGCAGCUCUGCACCAGGCACAGAAACAUUGCAAAUCCCAUCUUCAUGCAUAGGAUCCAGAAUGAUCAAUAAAUUGAUUGUGGGCCCUUAAUAUUAUAUAGAAGAAGAAGAGCAUAUCUCUCUGGUAGGCUUUGCACUGGAAGAAGUGGAGGCUUUCACAUACUUAGGCAGCACCAUUGACUUAAAUGGUUGAUCCAAAGUGGAUGUGAGGGCUAGACUCGGAAAGGCUAGGUCGGCUUAAAGAAAAUAUGGGAUUCAAAGGAGCCGACUCUUCAAACCAAAGUCACAAUUUUCAACACAAAUGUCAAAAUAGUCCUACUUUAUGGAGCCGAAACUUGUAGAACAGGGAGCAUUAUGCAGAAAGUACAGACUUUCAUAAACACUUGCCUUAGAAAGAUCCUGAACAUCAAAUGGACAAACAACAUCACCAAUAUAGACUUACUAGAAAGGACAUACCAGGAGCCUAUUGCUGAAGACAUCAUAAGGAAAAGAUGGAAGUUGGUAGGGCACAAUCCAUAAACCUCCAGAUAACAUCACCAGAUAAUCCCUAACGUGAAAUCCACAUGGAAAAAGAAAAAGAGAAAGCCCAAAAAAUGCAUGGAGAGGGGGGGGGGCAUUAUGAAGCCAGGGCCAUACAUAAACUUAAUUCACACAGGUUGUGGCGUGCCCUAGGGUAAUCAUGUGGAACAAGAUAAUAUUCAAUUUCCAGAUAACAUCACCAGAUAAUCCCUAACGUGAAAUCCACAUGGAAAAAGAAAAAGAGAAAGCCCAAAAAAUGCAUGGAGAGGGGGGGGGGGGCAUUAUGAAGCCAGGGCCAUACAUAAACUUAAUUCACUCCAGUUGUGGCGUGCCCUAGGGUAAUCAUUUGGCACAAGAUCAUAUUCAAUCUUAUACUGUUACAUUGAUCAUCGUUGGGGGAGGGGUGUAGACAUUGAGGGUGGUGAAGACAGUCGCACAAAUUCAAAAUGCAGGAGUGCAUUUUUGGCGCAUACUUGAAUUUGGUGUUUCUUUCAAACAACUUUCAGGUGACAUUUCAAAAUUUUGCGUGGGAAGCGCCAAAAUUAGCCAUAAUUAUGACAACAUAAACAUCGCAACAGCGGGACAUGAACUAAAUUCAUUCCAGUUGUGGCGCCCUUGAGGGAAUGCAUUUACCUAGCUUAAUAUUGCCUAUUAAAACUUUAUUGUCCCUAGAAAAUAUUUUACAAAUUCAAAAUAACGGAAUUCAUUUUAGCAAAUACUUUAAUUUGUCAACAUCCUACACUUUGAGAGCAACGGAAGAAUGAAGAGGUCACUUAACCUUAGAAACAUCGUGUAGGCUCAGCAAACCCCAUGACUGCAGUGGGCCUCGGAUAUUUUUUAUAGGGCUUAAAGAUGUGAUGUGGAUAUUUUCUUACUUAUCAUCAUUCAGUGCAAGGUGGGGGAGGACAAAACCAAAAAGUGGCCUCGAAAAGUCGAGUGACAGCACUGCCUGACGUAGUUGUGUUAUGCAAAUAUUUUUUUUUAUUACCGGUACUAAAUAGUGUCGCUUUCAUUUUUUAUUUAAACCUUUUUGGGGGUUAUCUACAUAGUUAAUAAUCUAAGUGAAUUAUUAAAAAAAAAAAAAAAACAGUUUCCAUCACUAAAAAGCACUGCUAACAUCAUUUUAUAUGUUAAGCAUAAAUGAAAAAAAAACAACUAAAAUAAUCAAUGAUGUGAAAUAAUUACUUUUACUAAAUAUUUCCAAGUUUUACCAAAGUCAAAAAGAAAUUAAAAAAACUGUUAAGUAGAAAGGCCUAUGCAUUUUUAGGGGUUAUCAAAACUAGACAUUUUUAUAAAUCGUAUACUAACGGUAUUAUUAUGUACCGAAGACAUGAUUUGUUUAAAAAAUAGUAGAAAUUUCCCAAUAUUCAGUAGAUUGCAAUUUUGAUUUGGAAUUUCAAACUACUACACUAUAACUUUAUUAAAGAUAAAUUGCAAAUUGCCACAAAUGGGGCAGUUUGUUUAUUAUUAUAAUAUUAAAAAGACAAAAGCUGGUUGGAAUUUAAUAAAUAUAGGCUAAUUUUUUGUAAACGUUUUAUUCAGGAAACUUUGUUAAAAACUUAGGACAUUUAAAGAAAACACUAAGGCUUUGGAUAUAAAAAUUAAUAAAAUGUGCACUAUUUGUAUGCAUGCGUUAAAUUCUUAAUUAAAAAAAAAAUAUAUAUCUCAAUUUUUUAAGUUUCCAUUUUAUACAAUGCAACAAUCAUGGAAUUGAGUACAUUUUUAAUUAUGCUAAUAAAAAAUUUUUAGAGCCUAAUAUCAUCAUACAAUUUAUAAUUAACACUUACCGGGUAUACCUACUUAAAAAGUAAUGCUUUUACAAUGAAAUAUAAAUGGAACAUAGACUGCGUAUCUUUGAUACUUGGCAAGAACUAUUAUUAGAAUUGUAGUCUUUGAACUUGAUGUAAAGGUAUUUUAACACAAUGUUGUUAAAGUCUUAAAAUUUGUGAAUUUGCAAAAAAAAUAAAUGAAUAAAAAUAUUGAUAAGUGCGAACAACAGGAAGUUAGAUUUCAGCAUAUAAUCAGAAGUGGCCAAUACGAUAUUUAUAAUUGAAUACUGUAAGCCUUUGACAAGAUUAGCCUUAAAUAUACCGAUCAUUAAAUAUAUGGAGUAGGGUGGCCCAAAAAACUCAACUUUCACCUACAGAGCAAGACACCCUCUAACUUUUUUCCUUAUAGCAAACCUUUAAUUAGGGCAGAGUUUCAGCCUCUUGUGCCAACUGCAAGGUGAUGCUCAACGACCAUGGAUUUUCAAAAUUUCUUCGAAAAUUUCCAAACUUUCAUGCAAUUUACAUUUGCAUAUUUACUUACUGUAUCAUGUUCUUUGUGUUAUAUUUUACUUACUUAGGGUUGGCUGAUUUACUAUUCUAUGUCAUAACUUCCUGUUUAGUGUUACUGUCACAGAGCUAAGUUGAGUUAAGGGAGUUAAGUGAGGUGAGAAUUAUGACUUAUAAUUUAUAGAGUAUGGAACUUGGUAAGACGAACUAAUCAGAAAAAAGAAUGGAAGAAGAGUACAACGGAAGAUGGAAUCAUGGCGGUUGUUUUAAGUCCAUGCUAUUAAUAUAUUAAUUAUGUGACGAUGAGUACAUACCGACCAAAACUAGCAAAUCAGGUAAACAGCAUGACAAGAUAACUCAAGUAAAGAAAACCUCUCGAGACCAAUUGUUCAAUCCAAGUGUAACAAGUGCCUUUGACAGUAAUAAAACAUCUGAUCGUGAAGCUGUUCGGCUACUUAUUCCUAUUGCUGCAGCCCUUGGUCACGAUCCAAAUGCACUUCCUAUUUCACGUAGCACUAUUCAACGAGCGCGGUCAAGUGCUAGGCAUGAAAUUUCUAAAGCAAUGAAAGAUAAUUUUGAGCCAACAUGCCCAUUAGUUAUCCAUUGGGAUGGAAAGAUACUUCCAGCAAUAUUUGGGGAAAGCUCAGUUGACAGGCUACCAGUUUUAGUUACAGGUGAUGGGAUGGACAAACUGUGCCAAAGGUGAGCUCUGGAACUGGUGAGAAUGAAGUAAAUCCUGUUCACAAAUUGUUGGUGGAGUGGCAGCUGGUUGAGAAGGUUCAGGCUAUUUGCUUUGACACAACCUCAGUAAAUACCGGCAGAAUAAAUGGAGGAUGUGUUGGCCUUGAAAACAGGCUAGGUCGUGAACUUCAUUGGUCAGCCUAUCGUCAUCAUGCAAUGGAGAUCAUCUUGUCAAAGGUUUUCACCAUCUGCUGUGGACCUUCAAACUCCCUAGAUAACCCGCUUUUCAAACGAAUCAAAGGCUGUUGGAUUGUCAUCACCAGGCAGAAUUUUUCAGAAUUCCAGGUGACACCUGAAGCUUCCAGUUUAUCAGAUGGAAUCAUUGCAGUCCUGACCAAAGAGCACCUAAAGGAACAAGUCAGGGAUGAUUAUAUGGAGCUUAUUGAGUUGACUCCGAUUGUUUUGGGAUAUCCACUGUAGGGCUCCAGGACCAGUACAUCGUGCUCGCUGGAUGCCAAAAUUAAUUUAUGCCAUGAAAAUAUAUCUCUUCCGCAACCAAACAGAUGUAUUCAAGCUUACAAAGAAAGAAGAAGCCCAAGUUGAGCGCUUUGUUAAGUUUGGUGCACUAAUUUACACCAAGCAUUGGGUAACUGCUCCCCGUGCAACUGCUCCCCGUGCAACUGAAGCUCCAUCCAGUGAUUUGCAGCUGUGGACUGAUCUCAGCAGUUACCAGAUCAUCGAUCCUGACAUCAGUACAGAUGCAAGAAAAGUCCUGGAAAAUCAUCUCUGGUAUCUUUCAGACGAGCUUGUUGGAUUAGCCCUGUUCUCAGAUCAUGUGACAGCAGCUGCAAAGAUGGGAAUUGUGCAGGGAAUGACCUGUGAGGCUGGCGAAUGAAAAGUGCGUGGAGAUUCAUCAAUUCUAAUGAAACCAGAUGUAUGUUUAGGUGACUUUGCAACUUCCAGAACAGGGAACCUUCUUUGUUGUCAUAACAUUCACAGCGCCUUUCUUGAUUUGCCACCACAAGAGUGGCCUGCAAGUAAACAGUAUCGAUAUGGCCAGACACGAUUCAAGUUAUUACGUGUUGUGAACGACACUGCAGAGCGAGUGGUGAAGCUUUUUGAAGAAUACAACACACUGCUUACUAACGACGAAGUAGAAAAACAACUCUUAUUGCAAGUACUGGAAGCAAACCGCAAGGCUGUUCCAACACAAAUCACCUAAAAAUCUGCUGUUCAGCCCUUAAUGUCAGAAUGACAAUAACAUUGACUGAUAAUGCACGCUUUUGUGACUUGAAUCUGAGUUGGUUAAAUUUUCAAUUUUUUUGAUGGCACAGCACAAUUUUACCUUUUAACUGUGACAAAUGCAAAUAACCAUAUGUUUAAGCUUAGUGGUUUAUUUUCAAAAGAGUGUUGAACUGCUGAUAUUAAAAAGCUAUUGCUGGUUGUAAUUUUAAAACAUUCAACAUAUGCGUACCGGUAUUGCUUCAUUUUGCUUGAAUUUCGUAAAAUUUGGAUAUUAUAUUGCUCUUGGGCACUGUCUUGAAAUUAGAAUUUAAAGCUAAAACUUUACCAAAAGAUUACUAUUAGCAGGUGUAAAAACUUGGGAGGGUGUCUUGCUCUAUAGCACACAUUUCUUUUUUUGCUAUAUCUCGAUGAACCACCCUAAUAUGGAGGAUAGGGAUAUUUAAUAGAUUCCACUAAUUGUAAUGGGAUCAAGGCACAAAAUAAUAUUCUUUUUAAAACUGUUUAAAAAUGACAAUAUAGUUGUUUUUAAUUUAAAAAAUAAAUAAUAUUAUUGUUUUUACCCAUUUUGCUCCCCCCUCCCCCCAACGAGAUUCCUGAAAGAAACCCUGCAUGCAGUGAACAUCAUGCAAAUUAACUGCCUAUGUAAAACUAUGCGGUAAUAUAUUCACAAAGAUGUAAACCCUAUCACUUCUCUUCCAAUAAAAGACCUCAAUAAUUUUUUCAAUCCUAUAUAUUUUUAAAGACUUUCUUUCUACCCAAAAAUCCAUAGGUCCAUCAAGUUUGUUUGAAGCAUAAAAUUGUGUUAUCCCAUUACGCUUGAUCAUGUCUGCCUCGUGCUAACCUGUACAGGUGCAAAUGAGUUGCUGAGCAGAGUGCAUGUUGUCAUAUAGGAAGAUUGAUUGUGCAAUAAAGAAUUGUGUGGCCUUAAGUCACUUUUCCCAGGCUUUUCUAAGCUUUCAUUCUUUAAAAAAGGAAAUAAUUCCUCUUUUUUUCUGCAUAAAUUUAAAGAUUGCAAUUUUAAUACUACAAAGUAGAAAAUUUUUUAAAAUCUUUUAAAAAAACAUCAGAGAUGAGUUUAAAUGCACUAAAAAAAAAUAUAUAUUUUAUAAAAUUUCUUAAAAUGCAUUACCCAAAGAAAGUCUGUUCAGAGAAUAUUUAAAAAAUUAAUUUUUAAAAAAUAAGCAUAAUUAAGUUUUUUCUACAUUUAAUUUGAAACCUUUGACUUCAUGGAGUGCCUUUCAGUCUACACUUCUGCACACAGGCUUUCUAAGUUAUUGAGUGUAAAAAAGGUGUAAUACAUUUUAAGAAAUUUUAAAUUAUUUUCUAAUUUUAUUGCAUUUAAACUUGUCUGAUAGAAAGGCUCUUUUAAAAUACUUUUUAAGACUUUCUUUAAUUUUUAGCCACAAAUUCAUUGAGUUUGUUUGUAGAAACAAACUUUGUUGUCCCAUGGGACUUUCUCGCCAAGGUGGAUUGCAUCUGCUUGGUGCUGACCAAGAAGGUCGCAUCUGACUUGCUGACAAAGACUGGGUACAAAAUGGGGGUGGGGGAGUGGUGUUGAGUGAUGUGGAAAUAAGAAAAGGUGAUUUAAAAACAACAAUCCUACCGCCUUUCCAUUCCAAUCACCAUCUUCCUAAUUUUUGCUGUUUGGAGUGGGGUUAGUGGAAGGGGCAGGGCAUUUAAGCAAUAGACUUAACCAACAGAUGGCAAGUGACCAUGGGUAUAAAACACACUGUGGUUAAAUUUUAAUUUUUAGUUUUAUGCUCAGGUAUAACAUUAAGUCACCUUAACUGGUAUUCUUUGUUUAAAACAAAUUUCUUCUGAUGAUAAUUUACAUAUUAAAAUUUUGAUACCUUACUAAAAAGAAGGGGAAGAAAAAAAAUUCCUUUUAAAAUUGACUUUCUUUUAAAAACAAUUUUAAAUGCACUAAAAGGUAGAAAAUAAUUUUAAAUUCCUUAAAAUGCAUUACAUAAAGAAAGUCUGUGCAAAACAGAUAUUGAAAAAAUUUAGUUUAUAAAACAUUUAAAUUUCUUUCACAUUUAAUUUGAAUCCUUUGGCGUCAUAGAGUGCCUUUCUAUCAUUCUGCACAGACUUUCUUUGUAUAAUACAUUUUAUGAAAUUUUUUCUUGUUUCUCCUUUUUAGUACAUUUAAACUUGUCUUUAAAAAAAAAUAAAAAAAUAAAGUCUUUUAAAAAGUUCUUAAAAUAUUUAUUUACCGGUAUAUCACAUGGAUAAAUAGUAAACUUUUGUUAUCUCUCUCAAGACUCGCAAGCCAAAUUUUUAUUGGAACACUUUACCUGUAAUGCAGAUAAACAAUUUAUAGUUAUGUAACCUAUUGAGAAAGUUUUACUCCUUUUAUUUAUUUUCUCUAAGUGCAAACAGCACCCCACAAAAAAAAAAAAAUCCUGAUCAGCAUCCCUUACACCAGGUGUAAACAAUAUUGAAGGGAUUAGUUCCCUUGUUCCCAAUUCAUGUGUUGUGAAAGGGUUUUUGUGAUUGACGGAAACAUUGAUUUUAAAACAAUAUUAAUCCUUGUCUUAAAUUUUGAAUACUCAUUCACUCAAUACUCAAAAUCCCUCUGAGUGUAUUUUCAAGGCUUCUUCAUUUGAAAAAAAAAAUUAUUGGGAACCUUUGAAUUAGUUUCUUAUGUAGGACACAUUGCCAACUUAUAUUACCUUGAUGCAUGACAUUUCUCAUGUAGGCUACCAAGCCAAUUUGUGUUGCUCUAAUGCCUGCCAUUCUCUGAUUGAAUGUCAAAAAAAUCAUAAAACAUUAGUUUAUUUUCUCUGUGCUUGUCAGGUAAUCCAGUAACAUCCUUUAUUGUAUUCACUUUCUUUAACCUUCCCUGUGUAAUUCUGUAACUUUGAGAACUUGGCAGACAAGAAAACUGCAUUUUUUUAAAAUUGUGCACCAUGUUUUUAAUGAAAAAAGAAUAUUUCCUUACUAUUUAACAUCUUCUCUUCCAGGGGGAAGUUUGCUGUGGUGAGAAGAUGUAUAAAUAAUGCCACAGGGGAAGUUGUGGCAGCUAAAGUCAUCCGCAAACGGCGCAAGGGUAAAAGCUGUAGAGAGGAAAUACUUCGGGAGGUGGUCAUGCUGGAGCUUGCUAUGGCCCAUCCAAGACUUGUCUCACUCCGAGAAGUUUUUGAGACUCAGUCAGAAUUAAUACUAGUCACUGAAUAGUGAGUCCCAUUUUGUCCUGUAUUACUGGAAACUAUGAAUUGUGUUUUUGCUGUCCUGUUUUAUAUAUUAUGCCUGUUUACCGUUAAUAGCAUGAAUGUUAAGUUAAAUUAGUAUGUAAGGCUUCAUUACCAAAUAAAUUACCCCUAAUCAUAUUAUGCUUUAAAUUUGAAAGUUUCAUAUGCAACUUAUGGGGAUAUUAUAGGCCUCUAGUGUCAGAAUGAAGUCUAGUAUUUGAAAAGAAACUGUAGUCACCAGUUACAGUUGUGGAAAAGAGAGACAUUUAAGUGAAAAGAACAUCUGAAUUUUUUAUACAGUUGUGUAUGUACAGAGUUUAAAAAGUCUUUUGUCUGUGAAGUCAUGACUAGAGUUAUAAACUACAGCAACUCUAUGCCCAUGACAAUAAAUAUGGAAUUGCAACGCAUUCAGUAAUGCUAAUAUGCUUUGAAGUAAAAUGAGCAUUUGAUCUUUAGUUAAAAACAGGUAUUCAAAUCAGCAAAGAAUUAUUUGUAAACAGAUAAUUUAUUUUGUUAUUGUUUCCCAUUUUAAAUACGUAAAGUACCAAUCAUUAGUAAAAAAAAUAUCAUAUAAAAUAAAUCUAAUAAUUAACAUUACAUUUAAAUUGAUGCUUGUUUUAAAAAAAAUUAAAUUAAACUAAACGUUUUUUAAUAAAGCUUUAUCUGCAUUAGUGUCUUUAUGGAUUUUAAGAAAUACUCUUAAAUUGUAUAUUAAUGGGCUGAAGUUGAGCUCCUAAACAGUUGGUCUUGGGGCCCCCCCACCCCAAAAACCAAGUAUAUUUGCAUGACUCAAUUUCAUUUUAAGGAACACUUAUUUUUUUUAAAGGUAAAUUUCACCUUGAAAGUAUUAGAACUUAUUUCAUUCAAUAUGGUUCCACUACAAUAUUCUUCUAGUCAGUAGGAGUUAUGCAUUCUGCUUUGACACUUUGGAUUGCACCUCUCAUAUGGCACUGGCAUUACUUUGUUAACAUCAGUAGACUUGGGAUAAGUCCUUUCUUUUAGUCAGCUCUUUUCAUGGCAUUAUAAUUUUUUGACAGAAAGCAAUUUAUUUAUAUUUUUGGGUCAGAUUUCUGAAAUUUGGUCCUACUGGCGGAUUUCAGCAACAAAUCAAAGCAGAAUGGCAAGUGUCAUAUGACAGAGAAUACUGGGCUAAAUGGUUGACUGCUUAUUCAACUUCAAACUAUUUUUCUAUAUUACUUUGUAAACUUUUUUCUAUAUAUUUCGGCAACUGAAAUGAUUUGAUUAAAUUUUUUAUAAUUUUCAGUUGUUCUGGAGGUGAACUCUUUGAUGAAUGUGUUAUCAAAGAAUCUUUUAAGGAAAAUGAUGUCAGAAAGCUUCUUGUCCAGAUUUUAGAGGGUUUGGCUUAUUUGCAUGACAACAACAUAGUUCACCUUGAUCUCAAGGUAAUUUCAAGAAACAUUUUUACUCUUUUACAUUGUCUUUAUAUUAUAAAUCAAAUGGCUUCCACGACUGUGCAUCACAUGCUGACCUUCUUUAAACCCACAAAAGUGUCACAAAUCCUGGGGAAUACCUUUCAGUAUGGAACAUCUAAAUAAUUUGUUGUUUUUUUUAGGUCAAAACUUAUACUAUCCUAAAAGUUUCUGCUAAACUAAUGAUGUAGAAAAGACAACACACUUAGAAAAUAGGAUUCAUAAAAUGAAAAAAUUAAAUUGAUUGAACAGUCUCAAACUAAAGUAAGAUUGAUAAAGGUAACCGACUAAAUUUAUGAAAAUCUCUGCCAGAGUUUGUAUAGGUUCCAUAUCUUAUAGUUUGACAUUUUCAAUAUUUGAAAACCUCUUCAACUAUAUUCAACCUACUUAGUAAACCUAAAAUCCCAUAAAUCCAAAGCUGUGGCCUCUAUCUUGGGGAUUUAUCUGUUCCCUCCACAACACAUAAAAAAGUUCAGGCCUAUUUUCUUUUUUUGCUAACUCUGCUGAGGAUAUCCUCAGGAGACUCAGGAUGUCCUGAAAUUUAUCAAAUGAUGAAGAGGAAAGUGUAAAUCUUUCACUACAAAUGAUUAAAUGUGUUAAUUAACAAACUUUAUUCCCUCAAUCUGUGCAUCUCAUGGGAUUGUUUGGUAUGAUACAUGCAUAGUCUACAUGCUCAAUUGCCUAUUCCAGAAUUUGCACAAAUUUCAGGCUAGAAUUUAUUAAUCAGAUGAGUUUCAUACAAUUAGACACUGAUUUACACAGAAGGCUUCCAGUAAGGAGUUAAAAUAUGGCCUCUUGUGUUUCAAAGGAAUUUCUUGGUGUAGAAAAAAUAUUUUAGGUUACAAAAUAAUUAGUCUGUUGAUAAACUAUUUUUUUCAGCAUAAUUGUACAUACAUUUUUGGUUUUAAGAAAAUUAAUCUUUUUUUUUUAAAUGUAUGAAAGAAACGCAUUCUGUGUAAGUUUAAAUUUUUUAUUUUUGUAAAAUCCUACUUUAAGUCAUAAUUGUUUUCCUAAUCUUGUCUUUUCUUGAUUAAUAUCAAUGUGAUAUUUGCACAGUACUCCUCAUUUAGAAAAAAAGUUGUUUUUGUUGUUUUUUUUUUGGGUGUGGGGGGGAUUUGAUAGUUUUAUUUUGCCCUAGGCAACACAAGAUACGCCUCAGAAUAAAGAAACGAAUUUGAUAAAUAAUUAACACUCUUAAGUACAUGCAUAUCGUAGGUAAGAAAUAGGAUGUGUACAUUUUGACAUGGAUGACAAUGAUAUUACAGUUGUGAAAAAGAAAUGUUACAAUCUCUUUUUACAGAUAAGCAUAUGUUUACCAAUUAAGAAAAUCAAUGGCCUUAACAAAACGUGGGUACAUUUACAUAAGUACACCAAUUAAUUUCAAAACUCAAUAAAUUUACUCACGUGAAAAUUUAAUUUUGAAAAAUGGAGAUGGGUUAAUAUUUUCUUUCAAAAAUUGAAAAUAAAUAAUUUUUUUCUUUUUACUUUGCGAAAAGUAAAGUGAGUGUAUAUUGUCAUUAGAUGUUACAGAUGUGAAAAAUGGUUAAGAGAUUUUUCUUUAGAUAAAAGAAUUCUUUGUUUUACGAUUUUCUGAUAACAUAGUAGAAAACAGGCAAAAGUUUUGUUAAAUUUUUAAUGAAAAUGAAGUUUUUAGUAUAUCGAAUUCUGUUAAAAUAUAAAAAAAUUAAAUGGUACAUAAAGUUUUUGUUGUAAAUUUAAGAAUAGGUUUUCACAAUUUUUAGAGGAAAGAAAAUUUAGUUUAGGGGCAUGAAAAGUGGUAGGUUAGGCCCCAUUUAACAAUUUCAAAAAAAAUUUCAUCUAAAGUAUCUAGCAUAGAAAUCAUCCAUCAAUGAACUCCUUUAGUGACAAUAGUGAUUCAUUUAGUGAUCAGUUAGAUUUGGUAAUUUAAGAUCAUGUUUAGAGAGAAAAAAUUGUGGCCCAGGGGUGCGAAAAGGGGUAGGCUAGGAAUAUUAAUAUGUAACAGAAAAAUUCCUCUUAAAACUUUUAAUAAAGUUGGUAAGUAAAUAUCAUGACAUAGAUACUUCUUUUAAAAAUAAGGAAUUUGAUGACUUUUCGCAUUAGCAGGUAACAUCAGGUGAUUAAAUAAAAGAGCUAAGGUAUCCAUGUAAUGCUAAAAAAAUGAAUCAUUUUAAAUCCACCCAGAUUCUUAAUAACAAUUAUCAGGAUUUUCUAUUAUUAUCUUAGGGAAAUUGAGAAUCAAUUUAAAUAUGAUGAAAAUAAAGUUGUAUGUGUUUUAUUUAAGUAUGUGUAAUUUAUUAUAAUGUAAGUUUUAUUAGAUUAUAAAGUACCAAUACAUUUAAUAUAAAAAUUAAAGAAUUCUUCUUUUUAUUAGGAUUCAGUGAUCUUCUUUGUAUUACUGUUACUAAUUAAUCAACACAUUUUUAGGAAAAAUUGAAAAUCUGUUGGUUUUUACUGCGUAGUUAAUAUUGCGAAUUUAAAUUUAUGCUAACUGCCCAAAUGUCUUUUUAAACAAUAUCAAAUUAAUAUUUUCCUUUGCAUUCAGUGAAUAAAAAAUUAGAAGACCUUUUAAGAGCUUAUUUUAUAUUUAAACCACCAAAUCACAAUUUUAAUUUUCCUUGAUUGUAAUUGUGUGUGACAAAACUGAGGUUUCUUUUUUACCCUUUAAAAAAAGUAUUUAUAACUGAUUGCUUUUUAAAUUAAUACAGCUUAAUCUUAAACAUUUAAUAAGUUUUACUUAUUUUUCAUUUAAAAAAAUUGCAUUUAUCAAAUAUAUAAAAUAUUUUUAUUAAGAAAAUGCAUUUCAAGCCACUAAGUGCAAUGAAAUGUCAUUGCCAAAUACCACUAACUCACUCACUUAUCAUUCAUCUAAAUAACAACAAACCAUAGGAAGUUGCAAUUGAUUCAUUUUGAUAUCAAUAUCCAAAACCCUUUUUGUUACAGAUUUGAAUCUUGUUAUUGAUUUUAAUGUUAAUACUUAAAACUAUAAUCAUAAAAUAUACGGAAUUAUGUGUGGAAAUAUUUUUUUUAGAAAAUGUAAAACAAUGCAUGGUAAAAGGGGGUGAGACAUUAGAAUAUUAAUAUAGCUAAAUGACAUGCAAAAAAAAUGUGCGGUUGGACAAAUAAUAACCUUCUCGGAUAAACACAUGUCAGGGGGAGAGAAAAGGGUGAGUACAUUUUUUAUAUGCUUGACAAUAUAUUUUUAAUCUGAUGAUUAUUACAGUGGUGAAAAUGAAAUUUAUGAUUUUCUUUUAAAAUGAGUAAAUAUAUGUAAUUAAGAAAAUACAGUUCAAGGGUGUUGACAAGUUGUGGGUAUAUUUAUAUAAAUAUACCUUUACACACAUUAAAAUUUAAUCUUAAAAAUAGAGCCACCUUUUUUUUUUCAUUUAUUGUUCAGGAGUUAAGACGGGUUAAGAUUUUCUUUCAAAAUAAGAAACUAUAUUUGUGUUUCCACUUUGUGCAAAGUAAAGUUCAUGGAAGAGUGGGUGUAAAUAUUUAUGAGAUUAGUAUUUCUAAAAAAAAAACACAAGAUGGUAAAGACUUGAAAAUUGGUUUGGAGACUCUUAUUUAGAUAAACGAAUUCAGUGUUUUCUGAUUUUUAAUGAAAAUACCAAAAUAUAAAAUUCGGUUAUCUUAAAGAUAUUUAAAAUGGUAUACAGAUUUUUUUUGUUGUAAAUUUAAAGACAUUUUUACAAUUUUUAGAAAAAAAUGUGUUGUUUUUUUUUGUUUGUAGUUCAGGGGCAUGACAAUGGGUAGGCCAGGCCUAUAUUAUAUAGCACAUAAAUAUUUCUCAAAACUUAACGAUGGUUAGAAACAUCAAUACAUAGAUAAUUCUUUUUAAAGUGAGGAAAGUCUGAUUAAAUAUUUCCCAAAUACACACUUCAUGUUCUUAGAAUAUUGAUGCACUUUGUUGUUACUUUUUUUUUUUAUGAUACAAAACCAGAUUUAGUCAUUAGCGUAAAAAAUUUGAAUGUUAGAUGUUGAGACUUUGCAAUAGCAGGUAGAAAAAAUGUGUACCCUUAUUACCAGGGUAACAUGUCAUAUCAUCACAUUUUACUAAUGUCAAAAAUAGAUACAAAAUUUAACCUAUAUAACUAUUAAUUAGCUCAUUUUUCAUAUAAUUUUGCAAAUCCAUGCAAUUCUCCACAAUAUCACCCAUGGGAAUAUGAAGGGUUGCUAAUGCUUCGGUACAAUUUUUUAUUUAAUUUAAUAAGAUUCUAUUACCCUUAAAUUUUACAAGUCUUUUAGAAUGUAUAUUUGAAUUAAUUUUCAAACAAAAAAACCAUCAAUUCACAUCUGUAUCUGGUGCAGAAGAAUGGAUUGUUAAAAUGCAAAAUUUAAAUUAAUUCAAAUUUAUAUAUCAGAGGCUCAGGUAGGAUUGCAUUUGAUCACAAAGUGCUUCAAUAUUUUAAGUUAUGGCUGCACCUGUCAGAUAAUAAAUGAAGGACCGCGUUCAAGCUGUGUUAAUGAAAUAGUAGAAUAAGGUAUGUGGAAGCUUGAAUCAAAAGACAGGACAAUAAGAUGUGAACGUUUCGGCUUAGAGCCUUCUUCAGCAAACAGGACAAAUGUAAAUACGACAAGAAACAGAGCAUAGUAAAAAAAACUUUAGAGAUCUUUUUUGUUGCUGGAAGCAGUAGAUCAUUGUUAGUAUUUAGUCUAUAGCUGUAUAUAAUAAUACAGCAACUUACAAUGGUGUUAUCGCAAAACAUUUAAGAAAAUACAUAACUUAACUUUCAAGGUAUUCAUUGGAUAUGUCAAAGUUAAAUUUUAUAAUGUUUUCCCUAUUAAUUGUGUUUUUUAGUAUUUUUAAAUCUCUGCAGUUUAUUAAAAACACUUUUUUGUCAUUAAAAGAUUUCAAAAAGUGUAUUUUCCUUCCAUAGUAAUUUUUCUAAAUGAGGGGAAAGUAAUCCCUAAUACAUGUCCACAAAUAAAUAUAUAUGUAUGUAUGGAGGAAUUAAACUAGCUCAAAUAGCUACUGUUUUGAAUUAUUUCAAGAAUACAAAAGUUACCACAGUAGGGUUUAGAUUUGAUUGUAAAGGGAACCCCAAUAAAAUAAUCUCUUAAGACCAAGGGGGAAAACCAUAUUAGAUUAUGAAUAUUGAGUCAUAGUUAACCCCCACCGCCUCCCUUUUUUCCCCCUCUCUCGGGGGGGGGGGGGUUAAGCGUCCUUGUCCAAUAGCCCAAUGUAUUUGUGAUUUAUAGAAAUGCACUAAUGUCACUGAGUUCAUCAGUUAACAUGAUAAAUCAUCACUACUCCUUCUUUGUCUAACUUCUGUUAAUGCAAGUGCGGUCACCUUCAUGGUAAUACAAACCCGAAUGACAAAAUAAAUGAUUGUAUAGUCUAUCUCUGCCCCUAUCUAUCUGCACCACAGGAAAUUUAAAUUGCAAUGUGCCUGUCAAAGUCUGUCAUGCUUGGUUGAUUCAGUUAUGAAAUGUCCUAGUUUGAAGUUACAUAGACUGAAUAGGGUUUUUUUAGUGCAAGAAGGAAAGAAAACAAAAUAUUUUUUUAAAUACUAAAUUUCCCCUUCCUCCAAUCCUUCAUAAUAAAGGAUUUUGUAUCACCAACUUUUUUGUUCAAUGCAAAUUAUUGUUAGCACAUUACAAGGAUAUAUUUACCACACAAGACUUGAAUUUUACUUUAAUACUUGAAAACAACUUCUACAGACUUUUAAUUAACAUUGAAAUUAAGUGCCAAGUAAAGGAAACCAAAAAAAAAAAAACACCCCUAUAGUAAAAGAAAUAAUAAAAGAAUAAAUUUGUCUCCUAUAAAAACACAUUAAAAAUAACUUUUGUAAACCUUUCGUUCCCCGAUGGGAUCCCAUUUCCAAGUUGGAUUCCAUUUACCAAUGGGAUCCAGUUCCUAUUGGAAUCCCGAUCCCAUUGGGAUCCUGACCCAAGUGGUAUACUGAUCCCAAAUGGGAUUCCAAUCCCAUUGGGAUGCUGCUCCCAAUGGGAUCCUGCUUCCAAAAUGGAUCCCAUAUCCCCCAAUAUGGAUCCCAAAAUGAUUGGAAUCUCAUUUCCAAAUGGGAUCCCAUCCCCAUUGUGAUCCUGAUUGGGAUCUCGUUUCCAAAUGGGAUCCCAUAUUGGGAUCCCAUAUCCCAAUGGAAUCUCGACCCUAGUGGGAUCCCGACCUAAUUGAGACCCCGAUGGGAUCCCAUUUCCAAGUAGGAUACCAUUUUACAUUUUUUUCCUUUUUUGAGUUUGGAUCCCGUUUGCCGAUAGGAGACCUAUUUGAUUCCGUCAAUCGAUGGGAUCGCGUUAUCGUUGGGUUCCAGUUUACUCAUUCACUUUAAGGAUCCUCUUCCUCGUUGGGUUUAUGUUCCCAUUGGGAUUUUGUUCCCUGGUAGGAUUAUGAAGGGUCUGUUAAAAGAAAAUAUUCAUGAAAGUAUAGAACUAAACUAACAUUUCAAUAAGCUUUUAGAUUCCAUUAUAUAUCCCAAUAGAACAGGGGUCUCCAAACAACGGCCCGCGGAUCCUUCAGCCCACCGACGAUACUUGUAUUUGCAUGAUAAAACGCAUGUUUAUCCACAGAGAAGGAAAACUUGUUGGAUUUUACCGCUGUUAACCUGGUGCUGAGUUUCUGAAAGUUAAGAACUUUGCCGCUGGUAUGCCAUCAGUGUUUGGAACAACUUGUGUCUGCGAGCAAACAUUUUUAAAAAUGAAUUAUGUGAAGUCAACACAUCAAACGAGAGUGACUGAUAAACAUUUGAAAACAAUUCUCUUGAUUGGAUGCACAAUUGGAAACUAAACAUUGAUGAAAUCUUGAAAGCCAAACGCCAGUUUCAUAAAUCUCACGAACCUUUUUUUGCUGCUUAUUUUGUGAUAUUCAAAUAUGUGCGCAUCAGGUCUGAUGUAACUAUCUUUUUCUCACGUCGCCUUAUUUGAUCACUUUUUUAGAAAAUAAAUAUGUUGGUUGUCCUUGUUUUUUGUAUGUUGCACGCCACUCAUUCAUGAUUAACUUGGAACACUAAACUUAGUUUUUCGCCCUUUUUUUCCCAGAGCUUUCUUUUUGGCUUGCAAGUAUUGUACAGAAUGAUUAUCCGGCCCACAUUCGUCAUUUUUUUGGUUAACCCGGCCAGCCACGAAAAAAGUUUGGAGACCCCAGCAGUAAAACAAUAUAGAACUUUCUAGAACAUUCUAGAUUAAAAUUAAUAUCGUCCUCGAAAGGUGUAAAAAAGACUUUUCUAAGUAAUUAUUUUCGAAUAAGACAAAUUCUACAACUAAAUGCAUUACUAUAAUUACAUUUAGGUUGAAAGAGGGGCCCCAGUGGAGUCCAUUCCAUUAUUGUACUGGAUUAGUUGGCCUGAGAUGGGGGGCCUAUAACACUCAGUCAAAUAAAUAAUGUUACUCACUGGCUUCUAUUGUGAGAAAUUAAUCUCUUGUUUUAAGUUAUGGCUCGUUCACACAGUGCACAACAAAGGACGAUACGAUAGAGAAAUACAAUAAUAAAGUUACGACACGCAAAAACAGUUGCCAAUUACAAUUAGUAAUAUUUAAUUUAGUAAUAAUACAAUUACAAAACAAAAGAAAUAUAAUUACAAAUCAUCAACUUACACGGUAUGUGAAAAUCUUGUACCGGUACACAAUUGUUAGUACAAUGUGCCAAUCAAUGAUGAUGAAUGAUCAAUGCGACUAAACACUUAUGAGCACACAAAGAAUAAUACAAUUGUCUCGUAAAGUUAAUAAUAUCUAUCUGAAUCUCUCUCUCUCGGUGUCUGUCAAUCCCUUUAUGAUCGUAGCGUGUGCUAGGAAUCUAAUUUGCGUCAAGCAAAGUUCACGCACGGGGGAAAAGUGUAAUAAAUAACAAUAAUAAAGUUAAAAUUUAAAGUUGCCCAAUUAAAAUUGUUUUAAAAUUGCCAUAGAUAUAGCUUUUUAAAUUAUGGAAUUUUCUGGAAAAGUCUAGAUUAGAUAUUCUUAGUUCUAAAUCCACCGAUAUUUCAAUACAGACUAUGAAGGGUAAUGAACAAAGCUAGGCCAAGAUCCAUCAAUUUACAUAGAAUCUAUAGUGUUGUCUAAGCAUAUUGAUAUUUAUAUAGCUUACAUUAGGAAAAAUAAAAUGAGGCCCCCGGCCCCAGAGAAAUGGAUAUUAUGAGUUCAGUAUCCUUCGGUAUUUGAAUAUGGAUAAAAAAAUGUGUAUGUCUUCUAAGUUUGGUCAAGAUCCAUCCAUUCGUGUAGGAGCAUUUGUUGUUAAUUUUUUUUAUAUAGCAAAAAACUACAUUUUUGGCCCCUGGCCCCAAACGGAAUGUUAGAAAAAGUUUAUAUCCCCCUUAAGAGUUUUCUCCGGAUAAUGAUGGAUAUAUUUGCAAAGUUUGGUCAAGAUCCAUCAAUCCAUGUAAAAGUCUUUGUGGGACAAACAAAUUCACAAACAAAUCUUCACUUUAAUAUAUAUAUAUAUAUAUACUAGCCAAUGUACCCGGCGUUGCGCGGGAUUGCCUUAGGACCCAGAUCUUGGUAAGACCCCAAUCCCAAUGGGAACCCAAUCCCAUUCUCACCACGAUCCCGGCGCAAUCCCUGGGUGAUCCCGUUCGCGGUGGGAUUCCGUUUUCUUGUGGCUCUGGAUCCAGGGGGAAUCCAGAUCCCGGUGGGAUCCCAAUCCCGGUGGAUACUGAUGGGGCCUCAUUUAAUAAAGUACCCUUUUAGUUAUGUAUGAGAUCGGGAGGGGGGGGGGGUGUCUAUAAAAAUUAUUCAGAUAACUUAUAGAAUUAAAAUUUGUCCCAUUAAAAUCGGUUUAAAAAUGCCAUAGAUAUCGCUUUUUAAAUUAUCAAAUGUUCUAGAAAAUUCUAGUUCGGCUCUGCAUGGAUUGGAUAUUCUUAGCUUUAAAUCCACCAAUAUUUCAUAUAUGAAAGAGGAAGUGUAUUGAUACCAAGCUUAGUCUAUAUCCAUCAAUUCACAUAGAAUCUCCACUGUUCUCUUAGUCUAUUGAUAAGAAGAAUGGAUAUUAUAAGUUCAGUAUCAUUCGGUAUUUGAAUAUGGAUAAUAAUAAUAAUAAUAAAGUUUAUUUGAAAGACACGCUUCAUCCCCAAAAGCUCGAAGGGGGGUACAAAGUCAACCAUAUUAAAAAAUGAAAUAAAAACAAUCUUAAAUUUACCACAUUUAAAAAUUAGAUGCAACUAUAUAAAACUACAUACGGGCAUACCAAGUCAAAGUCUUUCAUCCCGUUUCAACCAUAAGCAACACAGGCCAAUAUACAUUAACUGAAAAAGAUGGUAGAUAGUAGAUAGCAUCACCCCAGAAGGUGUUUGCGAAAUAGAUGUGUUUUUAAAUCGGUUUUAGAGGACUCCAGUGUCUGGCUGUUUCUGAGAGCGACUGGAAGGGUGUUCCAAAUUGUUGGGCCGGCAAAUGCAAAAGUGCGCUUUCCGUAAGUCUCAAGGCGAACACACAGUAUUGAUAUUAUGUCACUAUCGGAUAAGAGGAGCUCUCUAGUGGGUACAUAAGGCGUCAUAAGUACUUUGAGAUAAGAUGGCGCCAGGUCAUGUAAGCAGCAAUAGCACAAAGUUGCAAUUUUGUACUCUAUGCUAGCGUGGACCGGCAGCCAGUGAAACUCUCUCAGAAGUGUUUUAGCAUGCUCGAGUAUAUGUGUACCAAGUUUGGUCAAGAUCCAUUAAUUGAUGUAGGAGUGCUAAGUUUAUUGAUAUUUAUAUAGCUUAUUUAAGGAAAAAUGAAAUGGGGCCCCAGAGGAAUGGAUAUUAUGAGUUCAAUACCCUUUGAUAUGUUAAUAUGGAUAAUAAAGUGUAUGUGUACUAAGUUUGGUAAAGAUCCAUCCAUUCAUGUAGGAGUAUUUUUUAGUAAUUUUAUUAUAUAGCUCAUAUAAGAAAAAAACUACAUUUUGGGCCCCCAGCCCCAAACGGAAUGUUAUGAAAAGUUCCGGAUGAUGAUGGAUAUAUGUGCCAAGUUUGGUCAAGAUCCAUGUAAAAGCCUUUGUGGAACAAACCCACAAACAAACUUUCACUUUUAUAUAUAUGAUAUGAUAAGAUAUGAUGAUAUGAUAUGAUAUAUAUACAUAAAUGUAUUCAGCUAAUUUUUUUUUUUUAUAUUAAUAACAUUCUAUUACGUAAAACUACUGAAAUAUAUUCAGAGACAGCACCAAAAAGGGUUAAAAGUGGUCCCUGCCCCUAGUUUGAUUAAUAAGUUGGUUCCAUCUUAAUUUUAGUCAAGUGGUGUUUAAGGUGAAGUCAUUUGUAAACCAUAUUCCAAAGAAAAUUUUUAAGCGACCAUAUUUUUUUACUAAGCUUAAACUAGCUUUUAAAUAUAUAUUUUUUUACAAUGGGGAAAACAUAUCAUUUUAGCCUAGUACAUGGAAGUAAAAAGAAUAGCUUUCUUUAACUAGAAUUCAAAAUAAAUACAGGAUAAUACUAUUAUGGUCUCACAUUUGAACUUUCAUAAAUUAAAAACAAAAUUGUUAAAAUGGCCAUCUUUGUUCUCUUACAGCCUCAAAACAUAUUGUUGACUAAACCAUUUCCCGAAGGAGAAAUAAAAAUUUGUGACUUGGGCUUUGCAUGUUUAACAAAUACAGGAGAAGAUAUUCGAGAUAUAAUUGGAACACCAGAUUAUGUUGGUGAGUCAUGUUCCCUCUAAGCAACUGGCGUUCAAAUUGUUGGCAGUGUUAAAAAAAUCAGUGCCCAAAAUAAAUUUUAUGUUGAUAAUAAAAAAAAAAUACUAUGCUGUUAAUUUCAAUUUUCAUUAUCAUUGAUUGAAAGUCAGUUUGAAGAUGUAAUAGUUACAUAAUUUGCAUUAGAUCUACAUCAUCUUUUCAAUCUAAACAAAUUAUAUUUAAAAUUGAUUCUCAAAAAGCAAAAAUUGGUGCUCAAUUACCCCAAAACAUUUAGAGAGUACAUUAGUCAUUUCAUUUUCAUUACAUAUCUUCAAAGUAUAUUUGCAUGAUUCAUUAAACCCAUAAUUUUAUAAUGGGUGAUUUUAUUGUUAACUGGAGCAUCUUAUUUCUUUUUUCAGCCCCUGAAGUUUUAGACUAUGAGCCUUUGAAUAUUCAAACAGAUAUGUGGUCAGUAUCUUCUUUAGUGUGCUUUUUAUUGCUUCAUUUUCUCUGCUAAUUAUAAAUGUUAUUAUAAAUUAAAAGUUUAAUGUAAAAGAUACCUUAUGACAAACAUGGAAAAAAUAAUUCCAGCAAAAUCAGUUUUAGAAUUCAUUUCACAGUAACUUAUUGCAUAUCAUUUUAUAACGGGUAAUUUUGAAUAGAAUUUUAAUAAGGGCUAUUACCUAAAGCAUUUCUUAUAAUUUCUUACUUUUUUGUUACUAUAGGUUCAGAGACGUAUUUUUAACAAAAUGAAGGCUAUUCAGAGUAUAAUUUUUCCUCUCUUUCUAUUUUUAUUUUCUUAAUGUGCUCAAAAUUUGUAUAUUCUGUAGAUCUUUUUGAUGAAAUUUUUACAUUAAUUUCUUGACAUUUUCAUAACUUUUUGAUGUGUGUUGGACAUUUUAAAUUAUUAAACUUAAUGCUAUCAUUAAAAAGACAUUACUGUAGAACGCUAAAAAAAUUAACAAAGAAAAACUACUAUAGAUACUCAUUCUAUAGCCUGUUGGUUCAUGAGCCAACCCCCCCCCCCCCCCCCCCCCCUAGUUUUGAAGUGAAAAAGCCUAAAAAGUGAUAAUAUGCCGGUGUAAGCAAUACAGUACAAAAUAAUAUCUAGUGGUAAAAUGGCUGAAGUGUGUGAAUUGAAACUUGUUGUUGACAUCAAAUAUUGUAAAAUAUGACAAUAAAACUAAAUAUGAUGAGUAUAUAUAGAGUAGAUAAUAAAUUACAGGACAUAAGUUAGGAUUUAACCUCCUAUAAUUAAACAUCUUUCUUAUAAUUAAAAAAAAUUUAAUCGAUCAAUGCAGGAGCUUGGGAGUGCUCACAUAUGUAAUGUUGACUGCCUGCUCUCCUUUUGCUGGUGAAUCACAGCAGGAGACAUUCUGUAAUAUAACCCAAGUCAAGCUGGAUUUUCCUGAUGAUUUGUUUGCUGAUAUAAACUCUCUGGCAAAAGAUUUCAUUGAAAAACUCUUGGUUAAAAAACCACGGUAAAUGAAUGUUCCAAUUUAUUUUAAUGGGGGGGGGGGGGGAUAUGUUAAUAUGUUUGUAUUAUUUAUUAUAAUUGUGUACUCUAUUGUUUUUUGAGUUGAAUUUAAAUUGUUAAUAGUAAUUUAAUGGCAUAGACUUUGUUAAGCUUAGUUCAAACUUAUUGAAUAUUCCAACUUCAUUUAUUUGUCUCAUUUGAAUGUGUUUCCAUUUCAGUGAUCGUUUAACUGCAAGGCAGUGCCUUGACCACCCCUGGUUGAAGGACUUGAAGACUACAAUGUCUAUAAAUGUGCCUAGUCCAGAUCAUUCAAAAGAGCUGGCCAAUGAAAUGGUAGUGCCCAGUAACUGGCACAUGUCACCUGAUCGUAGAUCUAGUAUAUGUUCUAUGGAUACUAUUCCAUUGGGGAAAGCACUUUUAGAACUAGAUGCUCAGCCCUCUUCUAAAUCUCCUGGUGCUGAAUUAACUGAAAUCAGACUUAGUGAAGAAAAAGAAUCUAUAAGUAAAACAUUAUCUUAUAUAGACAUAGACAAACAGACUGACAGAAGCAGUUCAACAUCCUUUGAAACUUGUCCAGAAAGUAUAGAUGAAAAUUCAACUUUGACUUCUUCUGAGGUUAUCUACAUUGAAAAGCUUGAACUCCAAGCUUUUGAUGCUGCAUUAGCAUCCUCCUCAAGUUCUGAAGACACUAUUUCAGCUUUUGCCACCAAAAUUUCUGAGCAGGCCAUCCAUGAUGAAUCAAAAGCUCAGUGUUUAGAAGAAGAUUUGCAGACAUAUCAGAUAUCAGCUUCAACAAGGUCUAUAGCAGAGAACGGAGAUUUAUAUAACACAGAUCUGUGUUCAUUAAAAUAUAAUGACAUGAAAGAAAAAAGUUUAGAACAAUUACAUUCAGUGUCCUCCAUGAUGUCUUGCAAUUUGUCUGAUACUGCUUCAAUAUCACAAGACAGCAAUAAAGAAGAAAACUUUAAGAAAAGAAUGUCAAUGGAGAUCCCAAUAAAGAAGGCCAAGUGUAUUCAAGAUGGCGAGGAGAAUCCUGAUGCCAAGUCUGAAAAUUUGCUUUCAAUACCCCGUAUUAGCCCAGGUGCACAUGUUGAGCCUGAAGUUCAAUGCCAAGACCAACCAGGGCAGUCAUACAAUGGCAUUGAAGAUUUUAGAAAUGCAGUUUGAUAAAAUAUCACUAACCUUGUUAAUUUGGCUGUGUUUUACUUUUACUAAAUAGCAUCAGGGUUUGAUCCUUUACUAAAAAAACAAAACAAAAAAAAACCUUAGAUUUGUAAAAUUUACAUUGCUUAUACAUGUUUUAUUAAUAUCUUUUUUAUAUUAACACUUUCAGUUUGUGAAAAAUCAUAGCUAAUUAAACUUAUCAGCUUGACAAGGUAAAGUUACUGGUAACGUACAACGUAAAAAUACUAUAAAGUUUCUUUUGAAAUGUAUUGAAAAACUUUGCAAUUAUUUACAUAGAAAAUCUUUAAUGAUUUACCUAGACAUGAUUUCUCAUAGUUAGUUAUAAAGGCCUAGGGCUAAUCCCCCUUAAAAAUUGUUUGAAAUCUAUUAAGACACUCAACCAUUAGUAAUGCAGCUUUCAAUCCUUAAAGUUUCUAUUUUAUUAUCAAUAUAUCAACAAAAUUAUUGCCAUCCUCAAAUGUAAUAUUCUUUUAAUCAUCUUCCAAUGGUGAGGUCUCUAACCAGCUUGUAUUGUAAUACAAAUUUGUCUUAUUCAUUCCAUGCUUUUGUUUGAUACUUAAGUUAAAUAGAAUAGGGAACUUCUGCAGGGUAAUUACCAUAACUAUUCAAUUUUUCUAUUACUGGGUUCUUCAUUCCAUUAAUGUUGGUACUAUUAGGUUUAUUCUGAAUAAGCCAUUUUACACAACUUUUUCUUGACCAAAUUUUCUCAGCAUUAUUGUGUUUCAUUCACUUUGCAAGGUAUUAAUUGCUUAUAAAUGAAUGUGUUCCCACUUAUUUGAAAUGUGUGCUUGAUCACCUUGAUAAACCUGCAUGCUAAAAUUAAACUAAUGUUAAAAUCUGGGCAGUAUUCUUUUCAUUUAAAAAUGAUCAUAAAAAUUUUAACAGUAUUAAAUAUCAACAACCUGAAGACAGUUAAGCAUAAUUUAAAGCAUAAAUCUAUAUAUU
Messenger RNA from Lymnaea stagnalis (great pond snail), 71375 nucleotides. NCBI's taxonomy places the organism in Eukaryota, Metazoa, Mollusca, Gastropoda, Lymnaeidae. The record is from the annotation of a GenBank genome assembly.